GGGUGGCCCGGUUCUUUUGACAGCUUAUUCGUUUCUUUAAGUGAUGGACAGGAAACAUGACCAGUAAAAAGAAAAAAGAAAAAAAGCAACUUGUGAGCUGCGGGGCGGGGACCGAGCUCCUCAGGUCUCCAUUGGUUGUGAGGAGAGCAGAGGCGGGCGCCGAAUGACAGGGAAGGCUACCAGUUAGAACGCCGACCGGAAAUGGGCGGAGCGGGCCAACGCUGCCCCUACCACUGCCCGCGGGCGACGGUUUUGCUUUUCUUAUUGGUCCUGACCGAUGAGUGACAACCCCUCCGAGCAAUAGCCGGCAGUGGCCGGCAGAAAUAGGGCGGGGCGGGGCGUCGCCUCGCCGAGGCCGGAUGAGGAGAAUCCGAGGGGGGAAGUUUUGGUGGUUGUUGCCUGGGGUUGUGAGAGGAAGCGGGGAGGUGCGCGCGCCGGGGGGAGGAGGAGGGGAUCUGUCCCCCUCCCACCUUAGGCCGUUGCUAUGGGCAACCGAGGAAUGGAGGAGCUCAUCCCGCUGGUGAACAAGCUGCAGGACGCCUUCAGCUCUAUCGGGCAGAGCUGCCACCUCGACCUGCCGCAGAUCGCCGUGGUGGGCGGCCAGAGCGCGGGCAAGAGCUCCGUCCUCGAGAACUUCGUCGGCCGGUCAGUCAGUCAGUCAGUGAAUCGUGCGUGUGGGGGGAGGGGGGCUUUGCGGGGAGGAAGAGAGGGAAACGCAAACUGCGCAAGGGAGGCUCCCUCAGGCAGACCAGCGGCGCGCGGCGGAGUUUGCGGAAAUGAGUUCCGAGAAUGCCGGGCUCGCGCUCUCCUCAGCUCGCUUCUGCCAUAGAGGCGGCCUCGGCCCGGGAACAGCCGCCCGCCCGCCCGCCAAAAACUAGCCCCUCUCCGCUGGUGAGGCGAAGAGGGAAAGGGCCUCUUCCCCGCUCUGAGACCCCUCUCUGCCCCAUGGAGCCGAAAGGGGUCGCGCGUGGGGUCGGCCCUCGUGAAGGUGGCUUUGCGCCUGGCGCCAUGGCCGGCGUGUGGGCCACCUGCCUUCUCGCCUCCCGCUCUGCUGGGCGAGUGUGGGGAGGGGUCGGACCCGCGAGGCCUCGCGCUGCCCUCCGCCCCACACACCUUUCCGGGUUGUGCCGGGUAAACUCUGUCGCCUGUGCUCCGGUGACCUCUAUUGGGGAGCUUGGCUGCUCUUAAUGGGGUUACACUCCCUCUGAAGGAGCAGGUACACAGCUCGGGGGUAAUUCUAGGUCCUUUGCUGUCGCUUGAGACUCAGGUGGUCUCAGUGCCUUCCAUCAGCUUCGGCUGGAGGCCCAGCAGUGCCCCUGGAUUUGGACAGGGAUAGCCUAACUUCUAUCGUCUAUUCUGUGGUAACCUCCAGGUUAGAUUACUGCAAUGCGUCCCACGUAGGGCUGCCAAUGAAGACUGUCUGGAAACUAGCUGGUGCAUAAUUCGGCGGCCAGGUUGCUCAUCGGGGCAAGACUGUUUGAGCGUAUUACAUCGAUCCUGGCCCAACUGCACCGGCUGCCAAUUAGUUUCCCAAUUCAAAGUGCUGGUUUUGACCUAUGAAGCCUGAAACGAUUCAGGAAUGCAAUACCUCAAGGACCACCUCUCCCCCACAUGAACCUACCUGUACCCUGCAAUCAUGAGGCCGUUCUUUGUGUGCCUUCCAACAUGAGAAUGGGUCUUUUUUGCAGUGGUUCCCCAUUUAUGGAAUGAUCUCUCCAAGGAAGCUUGCCUGGCACCAUUGUUACAUAUUUUAGGUGCCGGGCAAAAACUUUCUUCUUCUACCAAGCCUCUUGCUAUUUAAACAAUCUAUGGCCUUUUAAACUGUGGGUGGGAGGUAUUGCUUUUGUUUGUUACUAUGUUAUAUAUAUAUAUAUGUGUGUGUGUGUGUGUAAAUAUAUACACACACACUGCCGUCUGAUCUUUGAAUGAAGGGUGGUAUAUAAAUUUAAUAAAUAAAAUAAUAAAAUAAACUGCAGGGUAGUACUUGAAAUGGGUGGAACAAUUGGUGAUUCUGCUCUUGUUGCCAUUGUAAUUAUUAUUGUUUACCUGCCUUUCAUAGGAUCAGAGGGCUGGUUACAUAAAUACAAGAUAAAUAAGUUUUAAAAACAAUAGCAACAAAUUUACAACUUAGCAUCUUUCCUAGGAGAUCUUUGCCUGGUUUGUAACAUCCAUGAGCCCCUCUUGCAUGAAAACCCAUCAGAUUCCAGGUUUCUUUGGGGUAUUGCUAAAUGUAAAAAAUUUCAAGCUGCUAGACAGCUUAUGACUUGCAAGGGUGGGGGAGGUUACACCUGUCUUUCUGCUUUCUGUGUAAUGGUCUCACAGAUAAGGAUGUAACACAGUAUUAUGUCGGCCUUCCACCUGCGCACUUUUGUGCCAUAAAGAACAGUUAGCAAUAAGUCUUGCAGACCACACUUUUGCUUUCUGCUGUUGCUUAGUUUUACACAUAGCUAACAAGUUUCUCUCUUUUGCUCUUGCAUAACACAUUUGGAAUUCAGAACAUGAAUUCUGUUCCUUAUUUUUGUGUGCAAGAUACAUAAAAGUGACCCAUAAUUUCAGAAAUAAAUGCACAAUAUCUUAUUAACCACUAGGUAAGCCAUUACAUAGUAGGUCUGCUAUGGACUGGGGUGUAAUGGAUAUAUUUUAGCAAAGCCAUAUACUUUGUACCUUAGGUUGCACAGAGCCGUGCCAUUUGGGUUAAAUGUUCUGUCCUGAGCUCUGUCUCACAGCUGUCUUGAUAGGAUAGUUAUUUGAAGAACAGAAUUACUUUGCUCAAUAUACCACUUUUUCUUAAAGGCUCAGAGUAAUCUGUAACAUAAAAUAUAAAAUGAAAGAUGGAAAAUAAAACAUGUCAUCAAAAACAAUUAUUUGACAGCUGAUUCCUCCUUCCAUGUCCCUGAGCGUUGAUUAAUCCACUGCCGAUUGCACACCCUAUGGAUGUGGCAUGGCAUGGUGCUGUCAAAUAGACUACUGUGCUAGACAGUCUGUUACACAAAAUGAUCUAAACAAAAUCACCUCUAAGCAAUAGACUUGUUAGUCUGUUGCAGCAAGCAACACCAUUUUCAAUGUACCACAAAACACAAACAGGUCUAUUGUGAUGUAAUAUUCUACUCUAGACAUUUUUACCUAUCCUUAAAACAUGUCUCCAUGGUACAUGAGGAUUAGCAGUGACAAUGACAGUGCUUUUAGUCGAAACAAAAUAAAAAAAUUCCUUCCAGUAGCACCUUAGAGAUGAACUAAGUUUGUUAUUGGUAUGAGCUUUCGUGUGCAUGCACACUUUUUCAGAAAUCUGAAGAAACAAACUUAGUUGGUCUCUAAGGUGCUACUGGAAGGAAUUUUUUUAUUUUGUUUCGACUACGGCAGACCAACACGGCUACCUACCUGUAACUAGUCUGCUUUUAACCCCUGAUAAGCAGCAGAACAGCCUAUGCUAAGAAAGAGUUUCUUAUGCUUGUCUUUGCUACCCCACCCAACAUAUAAUGGGUGUUUUGCUUGCAUUAAAUAUUAGUGACUGAUAGCUCUAUGUACAAAUUCAUAGUGUAUAUUAUUGCUCAAUAGCAUUUCUGUAACACAUAAGAUGAGAUAUACCUUCUCAUAUGAUGAUACCAAUAGUAAUGACUGUGAUUUGUUUUGUCCUGCAACUAAUUUUAAUGUGCAGUAUCUACCUGAGGACCCAGAGAUAACCCGUCUCACACCUUGGAGGAUUCUACCUUUGAAACUUUAUGCUAAAAAUUUUUCUGCCUUGGGGUUUCUUAGCUGCUUUUCAUUUGCUUUGUCUUCACAAUUUGCCAUUUAGGAAUUGCUUUAAAGUGUGAUUAGGGAGCUAUAUCUCAGGGAUUGUUUCCCCCUCACUCCCAUUCAUGUGUAGAGAAAAAAAAGUCCAGUAGCACCUUAGAGACCAACUAAGUAUGUUCUGGGUAUAAGCUUUCUGUGUGCAUGCACACUUCUUCAGAUACCUGCAAGCACACUUCUUAGUUGGUCUCUAAGGUGCUACUGGACUUUAUUUAUUUAAACUGCAUCACACCAACAUGGCUACCUACCUGAAUAUGUAGAAAAUGUUACUGAAAUGUGAUUGUGACAGAAAGGGAGCACACAUUGGUCUGAAUGUGCUUGGUGAACACUGAUUUGAACAGCCUUAAGUGAUGGUGGGGAACUUCGCCCAGGUCCUCCAGGCUUCUCUAGCCAGAUUGAACUCUCCCUCCUAGGCCAUCUCUCUCCCCAAUCCAUGUCUCCAGUCCGCUCACUAGUGCUGUUAUGCAUUUUCCUUGAGUGUUUUGCUGUCUAGAAUGUGUCCUCGAAGUAUGAUAAUUACCUUAUUUUUCGUCCCAUAGGACGCACCUAGUUUUUUGGGGGGGAAACAAAGGAAAAAUUCCCCCCUUUAUUUCCCCCCCAAAACCAGGUCGAGGAAACCAAACCAGGUUGGGGAAUAGCGGGAUGGCGGCGCUGCGCCUCCCUGCUGUCUCCCAAGCUUGUGGGGCUGGCCGAUGUCUGCCCGAAGUGCGGGGCGCUCUGCUUCAGCGCGCUCCGUGCAGCAGGCUGCUAUCCGCAACCUAGGGAGCCCUGCGGGAACUCUUGCAGGGCUCCCCAGGCUGCGGAUGUCUGCCCGGCGCGCGGGGCACUCUGCUUCAGGGCGUCUGCGCGCCGGGCGGCAGGCUGCUAUCCACAGCCUAGGGAGCCCUGCGGGAACUCCCGCGGGCUCCCCAGGCUUGCUGAUAGCUUCCUGAAGCCUGGAGAGCGAGAGGGAUCGGUGCACACAGACCCCUCUCGCUCUCCAAGCUUCAGCGAAAGCCUGUAUUCACCCCAUAGGACGCACACAGAUUUCCCCUUCAUUUUUGGAGGGGAAAAAGUGCGUCCUAUAGGGCGAAAAAUACGGUACUCUUGUUUGCCUUGAUGUAGGUGCAUGUGUAGAAACCUGGCUUUAGUAUGGACGGAGUGUAGCAUACUGUAAAAAUUACAUGCAUUGCCCUCCUACUUCUGCAUUUUGCCCAUGAGGAAAUGCAGUGAUCAAACUAUUUUAAACAUUUUUCAGUGGAAUUGGUGUUCUAAUAUACUGUACAUCAGUCACUACCAAUGACUAAACAGCUAUAAUCCUGGGUGUAUAUUUUGAUUCAGUAGUGAAUUCCUUGCCAUAAUCAUUGCACGUAAAACUUUUUAUAUUGACAUGAGACCAGUAUCUGGUUUUCUGGAAGAUGUGGAGCAAGCAUCUGAAUCUACCUGAGUCUUUAGAAAACCAGCUUGGUGUGAAUUUUUAUCACAGAGUUCAUCACAUGUACUCUUCUGUGAACAGUUGUGAGGGAUGCAGCCUAAUGAGUGAGAUUGCAUUUAAUAAUGCUGUAUUUCAACAGUGAUGCUAAAAACUGCAAUAACUAAACUGCAGUCAGACUCAUGAAGGUGGAGUCAAAGAAGUAGAACAAAGCCUCAAAUCCCCACCUGCUUUUGAAAAAGUACAUCUAAUCAGAUAUGUCUUCCCUCUCCUGCAAUAAAACAUUUCAGUUUACUAAAGUCAUUUCAGUUUACUAAAGCUAUUGUAUGUACUAGCUUAGGUUAUCCUUUAACCAAGCAUGUUUAUAACACGUGUUGAAUCUAUGGAAAUUUCUGAUGGUUGCAGGCUUGGGUUGUCUUUGAUGUUUCCAUGAAUAGGUGUCAUUGUCAGAGUGCAUAUUGAUGCUGACAAACAGGAGAGCCUCUUCUGCUUUCAGUUGAUCUGAUGCAACACAGUUAGAGAUCUGGGAAAAUGUAUUGCAUAAAGUGACUAUUACAUAGUACGGGAUACUUUGGGGGCUCUAUAGUCCUUUCCCCAUACAUAUCUGAAUCCAAAUUUUAAGUGUGCACUAAAUUUACGUAACAUUUUCUUGUUUAUAUUCUUGCCGCACAAGUUCUUAUUCCUAUUGCUCCUUGCUAGUGACCAUUUUGCUGGAGGUUUUCCCAAAAGUUCAAUACAGCUUGUGACAUACAAAUUAAAAACAAUGGGAAAACACAAUAAAACAAUUGAAUAGGGUCAACAAGAAUAUCUUAUUCUGGGAAGCAGGUCAUUACUAGUAAGUAGCGUUGUUGAUAUAACUGUCAACAAUGGGAAAUCAUUCUUUUGUAUUUUAAGUACCCUGCUAUUCUGUGGUUGGUUAUUUAAAGUAAAACGGUAGCCGGGAGGGUGGGAAGCUUGGCCGUGUGCACUAACUGGCUUUCAGCCUCCAUGAAGUUUUUCCAUUUUGUAGAAUAAUUUGUGUUGUUGGAUGCUGAAUGCAUUGGACAACAAAUACAUAGCAAAUGUUCUGAAUUUUCAAAGAGAAUGUCUUCGUAGAAUCUUCAUCUUAAAAGUGUCAGACCUCAGUUUUUUCCAGCAGGUUUUGUAAUGGUUUUAUCUGGAAGCUACUGUUGACAAGUGUUUCAUCACUUCCUUUCUUUUUGUCUAUCAUGUAGGAAAUUGUUCCUUGAUAACAGACUGAUGUUGUUGGUUUGCUUUUUUACUUAAUUGACUGGGUAAGAAAUAUAAAUCUUUAUGUAGUUUUACCUUAGGACUUGGCUGUAGACCAGGUGGUGGAACCCUUUUCUGCCCAGGGCCGUAUUCCCUGAUAGUGGCAGGCCAAAGUAGACAAAACAACAAAUGUGAAUCGUUUUUACACUAGGCUUCUUCACACUCUCCUCCUAACAUUUCACCCAGACAAGAGGCAUUUUCAGAGUUCAAGGACACAUUCCAGUCAAUGAUGGCUGUGAUUUGGGGAGACUUUUGGGAUCCAAACAGAGAGGCCUGGAGGGCCACAUGUGGCCCUUACAUCUGAGGUCCUCCACCCCUCCUGUAGAUAGUAGAUUUUAUGGUGUGUUCUUGGUGGAAGCGGAAGCAUGUGGAGUGAUGUGUAGCAGUCCAUAGAUUUCUAAUGUAAAGCAGUAUCAUUAUAUAUCUACAUAACAGUGUUCAGAAAGUGCCCCUGUUGCAUGGGCCAGUGAUGAAUCAUUGAACCAAUGAUGCUUUCAGAGGCUGUAACUAGUGGCUGGGGCAUAAGAUUAAUGGUACCAUUAUGGUAAUUGCCAUUUUGAGACAGUGCAAAUUUUCUUUAAAUCAGGGGUGGCAAAUCUACAACUGCUUCCAUUGACUCACCAACCCUUUCCCUAAUAAGACAUCCCUUUCUUUCCCUCUCAACUUACCCUGCAAAAACCAUGUUGUCAUUUUCUGACGUGGUGGCAUUGCAUGAAGGUCUUUUGUCUCUACUAGCAGUGGUGCCAUGCCUGAGGAAGAAGAGGUGAUUUUGAAGCAUAAGUUGAGAGUUUUGCUUUUUAUUUGCAGUGCUGCACUUGGUCACAUCCACACUGCUAUGCAGCUUUUAGAGGGUUAGCUAAACUUCACUGUGACUUUGAGCUGAAAACAGUGAACCACUCAUGCUGUACACAGUCAGCAGUGCUAUUACUUGAUAACGCUUUGGCAGAUGAUUACUGCUUAAUACUUGGCACCUUCAUUUGUAAUCUUUUAAGAGCCUAGUUGCUACAGAUAAAACUUGUAAAUCGUGUUUGUGUUCAUGCUUUGGUGACUAUACCAGAGCUGUUAGUAUUUCAUGUUUCUUAGGUCGUGGAUACACCAUUGGUAUGACUCUGCAUAAGGCAGCUUUGUAUGUUCGAUUUCCUGAAAGUCUGCCUUUCUUAAGAGGAUUGGUCACUUCCUCUAGGAAGUGGAACUGCAUAAUAAGCAAUAAUUGUGUGUGAUAGGGUGGCAAGUGCUGCUAGGGCAGACUAGUCAGGAAUUCUUAGGGCUGAGAAAAACUGUACACUGUCCUUCAGAACAUUUUUGCCAGUGCCAGAUGUUCCCUUUUGUCUAUUUGUAUGAGAAAGUUCACCUGUUUAUUUACAUUGCCCCUCUUGCUCUGUUCUUUCAAUUAGUGUGCCAGUUCUCAUAACAUCAAAUGUACCUACACCUGAUAGGCUGCAGAGUGUUGUGAUAUCAUAUUAUAAAAACUAUUUCAUGAUUUGGCUAGGAUUGCCAGGUAGCUAAACUAAGAAGGAAGAAGCAGUAACCAGGUGAGAGAGAAAUAAACUUGUGGUAAAGCAUCAACAGUUACAGAAUAAUGGUUCCACUGAGCCAAAAAAGAUGAAUAUUUGAGUUUUUGGCAAAUAUUACUGAACUUCCCAGAAUGACUUUACUAUGGUUAGUGACUGCUUGCUGAGCCCACCAGCAGAGACCUCUACAGCACAUUGGUGCUUUAACAGCACAUUUGUGCACCACAAAAAGAUGCCUCUGCCCAUCCUUGGACAGGAACAGACAGUGGGCCAGGUCCAAGGGAUUUGAGUCAGAGCUUUGGCUAACUUUUGAAGAAGCUUACCUAGGUCAAUGUAAGUAGGGAUAACCUAAGUUUCAAUUUCAGUCAAUUUGGCUCUUUUGUAUUACUUUAUUCCAUGGGUAGGCAAACUAAGGCCUGGGGGCUGUAUCCAGCCCAAUAGCCUUCUAAAUCCGGCCUGCGGAUGGUCCGGGAAUCAGCGUGUUUUUAUUUGAGUAGACUGUGUCAUUUUAUUUAAAAUGCAUCUCUGGGUUGUUUGUGGGGCAUAGGAAUUUGUUCAUUCCCCCCCCAAAAUAUAGUCUGGCCCCCCACAAGGUCUGAGGGACAGUGGACUGCCCCCCUGCUGAAAAAGCUUGCUGACCCCUGCAUUCCCUUCUUUAUCACGUUGUAUGGUGGAGCUCGGCCCUGUUGUACCUAGUAUGCUUGAUGUCAGGAUAGUGAUAUGAGAAAUGCUGGGCAGGUAUUUAACCUGUGUGCCACCAUCUAGCUCUGGCUGAAGAAAAGAAUAGCUAGGAGAGCAGGUCUUGCUGGCUACAGGCUGUCUUUGCCACUGUUUCCUGGAGCCAGGUCUGACACCUAGGCCCAAGUUCUGCUUGCAUCACAACACCCAGUGCCUCGGAAUCAGCUGUAAUCUUUCAACCAAACUGCAGAUAGUGGUAUUAACUUACACAUGGUCACACAGAAGGUUACUGCUUCCCUGGUCUGUCUUCUUGUCUAGGAAGGGUACAAAUCCCCACCAAGGAUCCCUGAAAUAGUGAAUUCCCAAGAAUUCCCAAGAGUCACAAAUCAUGCCUGCAUUGGACUUGAUGACCCCUGGGAUCCCUUCCAAUUUUAUGAUUUGGUGUGUGUGUGUGAUACAUCUAGAAUCUCUCAGACAUUUGUACCCAGGUUUUGGUAGUGACUAAAGAUACUUUGCUGGGUUGAGGCUGGGAUGCCAACUACGUUGGUUCUUGGAGGUAUCAGAUCAUGGCACGUACACCGUGGGUUCAUCUCUUUUGGAUCACUGCAGUACAGAUUAUGUGGGGCUUGCCUUUGUAUUUGGAAACUGCAGCUGCAGAAAGGCUUAUGGCUAGGGCCAGUUAUGGAGAGCAUGUGAAUGAAUCCUUGGCAACAACAGCUAGAUUAGCUGGUGGUCCUAAUUAUUUUGAAAUGUGCCGCUGCAAAUAUUGAGUUGCUUUGUAUGUGCUUGCCUCAUGGAGCCAUUUCAGUAGUGGAACUUUGGGUGAGGAAAUGACCUUUUGACAAGUUUGCUCAACUGAAGUUUUCUAGGGAUAAGUGGAACCUGCAACAAAUUGCAAACACUUUUAGGAGGCCAGCCAACUAUGCCCUCUUCCAUUGCACCUCUUCUGUUUUUCAUUUCUCUCCCCGCAGUACGCCCCCAUCACCAGUCAGUAAGCAUUCUGUGCCCACUGAGUAUAUUACAUCCUUGUUGGGCCUACUUUUGUUUUUCUCCCCCAUCAUUACCGUAUUUUUCGCCCUAUAGGACGCACUUUUUCACCUCCAAAAAUGAAGGGGAAAUGUGUGUGCGUCCUAUGGGGUGAAUGCAGGCUUUUGCUGAAGCCUGGACAGCGAGAGGCAUCGGUGCGCAUCGACCCCUCUCGCUCUCCACGCUUCAGGAAGCUAUCCGCAAGCCUUGCGAGCCCGGUGGGAGUUCCUGCGGGCUCGCAAGGCUUGCGGGCGGCAGCCUGCAGCCCGAAGCACGGGGCGUCCUCCGGAGGACGCCCCGUGCUUCGGGCUGAUGUCCGCAAGCCUUGCGCGCCCGGUGGGAGGUCCCGCUGGGCGCGCAAGGCUUGGGGCGGCAGCCUUUUCUAUGGGCUGGGGUCGGGGCAAGCUCGGGCCUCCCCCGCCCCAGCCCCACGACUGGGGGGGGGGAAUAAUUUUUUUUAUUCAUUCCCCCCCCCCAAAAAGGAGGUGCGUCCUAUGGGCCAGUGCGCCUUAUAGGGCGAAAAAUACAGUACUUUUGUUUUUCUCCCCCAAGUUUCUUUUAUGCUUUUGAGUAUCUUGGGGUUUCUUAAGCCAGUUAAGUGUAUUGAAACCUUCCUUAUCUGCAUGGAUGGUGACAUUUUUGGCUAUGUAGGGUGCCAAGCUCAGAGAAUGAGUUUGUUAUAGGAUAACACUCCUGUUUGGUGCUCUGAGUGAGAUAUGAGUGCCUGGACUGAAGCAAUGGUAGAAACGCCCUUGGCUUGUCAACGCUGCCAUUUGUGUUUAGUGUAGGGACAGCCUGGCUUCAGUGCUACAUACAGCUUUGUUUAUUUCUUAUUUGCAGCGUGCUUCCUUCUAUCUCCAUGAAAUAGCCACUUGUUAAAGCCACUGCAUAAUGUGCUUUGAAGCUUUGUUUAAUACAUAUGUAUUUCAGCAUUCUCCUUCAUGACCAAACCAAAUUUCCCUUUGACCUCCAUUGAAGUUGUCUGUCAGUAAUGUUGUAAGGCUCAAUUGUUUUGGCAUUAUGCAACAGAGGACUCUGGGCCUCUUCCUCUGACUCACUGUGGUUGUACUUCCUGUCUUGUAAUGUAUGUCCUUUGGUGUCCGCUUGCUAAAAGCUUGUCUCUUUUUAUCAAAUGGUUUCCAGUAGGACUUCAAGUUUUAAUUAGCAGAUCAAUCAAUUAAAGUUGAUAGGGGAAGGAAGAACAGGUGUUUGUGAGUAUGAAUGGAGUAUGUAUUUGUUUAAGUGUGUAGGGUGAAAGGGAGAUGCUUGUCCUGGCCCCACCUUCCACAGCGCCUAGUCCAACCCCCUUCAAUGAAGGAAUCUUUUGGGGGGGCUCAAACCCACAACCCUGAGACUAAGAGAGUCGUGCUGAGCCUGCUCUUGUUUUAAAUGGAUGUAGUUUUUACCAGAAGGACUGUGAACUGUUGUGGAAAUCAUGUUUUUUGGACAGCAACAACUACUUAGGGUUUUUUUCAGAGGAGCUUGGUACAAGGGAUGUAUGUGUCCUAGGCUGUCAGAGAUGGCUUUAAAAAGAACAGCUUCUGCUGUUGUGGCAGAUGCUCUGUUGGAUGCUUUUCAGUAUGGCACCUGGUCCAUGGCCUCCACUGUGGUUGCCCAGAGAAACAUCUCAUUGAGACAGUGGCUCAUUGAUUCUAAUUUGGAAGCACACUUGGCCAGUCUCCUUUUCUCAGUGGCAAUGAUAAUGAUGAUGAUGAUAGUAGUAGUAAUAUAAUUUUAUUAUUUAUAUGAAACUCAUCUGACUAGGUUGCCCUAAUCACUCUGUGGCUCCCAACAAAAUAUUAAAAAAACAAGAAAACAUCAAACAUUAAAAACUUCCCCUACGCUUUUUGGGAGUCUUCAGGUUCACUUGGUGGAAAUAAGAAAUAAAACCAAGGUACUGCCUUCUGCUAAAAUAGAUGAAUGCAAGGGAUGACAGUCUUCCUUUUUUCAUCCCCCAUGCAGCUUUCCCAAUCUACCUAAAUGACAGCCUUGGUUGAGAGUUUCCAAGUGACUGGAGAAGACCACUGUUGUGACUGAAGCAACUAAGAUGUUUUUCCUUGUCCAUAACGUUGAAAUAAUUGAUUUCUGUGCAGACUGCAGUUAAGUAUGUAGUCGUUCUCAUAGAGAAGACUUGUAUAAAGCUACUCUAAAGUUUUAUAUCUUGAUAAUGGGGUGGCUCGUUGGAGUUCUUCAGACUGCAGAUCUGUGAGCUCUGGCUUCCGUCAUGGUGUCCUGUUGUGCCAGAAGCAGUUUAGUCAUGCUGGCCACAUGACCUGGAAAGCUAUCUGUGGACAAAUGCUGGCUCCCUCAGCCUGAAAGUGGAGAUGAGUGCCGCACCCCAUAGUUGAAUUCGACUGGAUUUAACCGUCAUGGGGUCCUUUACCUUAUUAAGCUAACAACUUUGAAGGUUAAAUGGGAUGAGGAUAACAUAAACAAAUUUAAAGUAAUAUAUUAAAGUAUCAACAAAAUAUUAUUUGUUUAUUAUUAUUAAUAAUAGCCAGAAUACAAGCGGCAUAAUCUGUCUACACAGAUAUGUAUUUGGUUGCCUCUUGAAACCCAACACAACUGAUGCAUUCCUAUAGGGAACCAGAUUUGCUAACCCACAUCAGAUCACAGAGAAACAUAUUUGUACCUACAAGCCACCUUCUUUUACAACUAGCUGUCAGCCAUCUCUGCUUUUAUGUUUCUCGGUCUCUGUUGCAAAAUUUCCAUUUCUUACCUACAGGCACCAUCAGCCUCCUCCCCUUAAGUAGCAGAGGUGUACCAUCUUUUCCAUCUUUGAUGGGUUUCUCCUUCCAGACAUCCCAGAGAGAUCUCUGUAUAUUUCCCAACCAUUUUUCACCAUUAAAUAAAAUAUUGCCAGACAUUCCUGGCCAUCAAUAAGCAUUUUUUCUUUUAACCUGAAUGAAACCAAGAAUUAUCAGAACAUUCCACAAAAACCUAAAUUAAGUUUGGAUUACUUGGGAUUUCCUGACAAAGGAAUAUUGCUCAGUCAGUGUAAUAGUACUGUGGUUUGCACCUUGUGGCAAGCCAGGCUAUGGUUUAUCAUGAACAAACGCAAAUGCUAAUAUUGUGCCCACCCUGUUCCUUCCCCCGCCCCAAGUGGGGAGAAAAGAAACUGGAGUGCCAGCUUAACAUUAUAAACCAGCGCUUGUGGUUUGUUUGUUUUUCCAAGAAGAUGACUUACCACAGCCAUCACCAACUUGGUUAUGUUGGAUUUCCAGAAGAAGAAGAAAAGAAUUGGAAACUUUUCUGUAGCUGCAAAUUAAUUGAGAUCUGAUUUACCAAGUUUAUUGAAUUACUGUUUACUUGUAAAUUUUUAAAGAUUUAUUUUGAUUAGUGUAAAAUUUAUACACUGCUUGAUUGAAAAAACAGCAACCUCAAAGCAGCUUACAAACGAUAAAAUAGUAAAACUGAGAAAAAUUCACAGCCAUACUUAAACAUACAAAAGUUAAAAUACUAAAAUAAGACAGUAAAGAAAGCUCAAAUAUAUUAAGGGGGAAGUGAGUAAGGUGUACUUAGUGUGAUUUAAAUGUUAUAUUCAAGCAUAUAGCUUUACUUAGAAUUUUUUAUUGGAUUCCUUGAAAAUAUUUGGAGAAAUGACAACUCUGUAGCAUCUUACUUCCUUUACCUUUAGAUUUAAAUAAAAUUUUAGGAUGCCUGAAUUGCUAUGUGCAUUAAAAAAUCAGCUUCCUGGGGAUAGCCAUCUGAGAAAUUAAGUACAGCCUUGAUUUAAACUGUUAUUAUUGUAUCCAUUCUAGUUCACCAGUUCUGAUGGUGGCUAUGCUUUCAUGUCUCAGUAAACCGUAAUUACCAUGAAUAUGUAAAUGGAGCAAAAAAACACAACCCAUGACUAGUGCUGCAUCUGGGGAUCGCAGUUUGUUUUGCUACAAACAAACCAUGAUUGUUCUUGGGUUUCCAAUUGUGUUUUGUUUGAAAUGAAACAAACCAUGAUCCUUAAUUCAGAAGUAAUGCUAAGCCAAGGCUCAUGGUUUGUUGCACCCGCUCAUGCUAGGGGAGGAUCUAAGUGGGAGUGAUUUGUGCAUUUAUUUUGCACUUACUUUGAUGUGCAGACUGAGCAAAUUUAUAUCCAUUUAUAUCCAUUCAUUGCUGCCAAGUGAUUUUAGAAAAUGAUGCAUUUUAAAAAGUGCCUUCACUAUCUAGGAUCCUGUAAAGGGACCCCUGACCAUUAGGUCCAGUCGUGGCCGACUCUGGGGUUGCGGUGCUCAUCUCACUUUAUUGGCCGAGGGAGCUGGCGUACAGCUUCCGGGUCAUGUGGCCAGCAUGACUAAGCCGCUUCUGGCAAACCAGAGUAGCACAUGGAAAUGCCGUUUACCUUCCCGCCGGAGCGGUACCUAUUUAUCUACUUGCACUUUGAUGUGCUUUUGAACUGCUAGGUUGGCGGGAGCAGGGACCGAGCAAUGGGAGCUCACCCUGUUGUGGGGAUUCAAACCGCCAACCUUCUGAUCGGCAAGUCCUAGGCUCUGUGGUUUAACCCACAGUGCCACCCGCACUAGGAUCCCAUGCUCAUGGUCAAAUGAAGAUCAUACAUCAUAGAACCUUUUCAGUCUUGGUUCCUGUUUCCUAUGAAUACGGUAGUCUCAUCAGCAUGACUAGAAUGCAACAGGAACAUGUCUUUCUAGGUAACAAAGUCUCACACAAUGGAUCUGCAUAGGACACUAUACACUCAGUGGGAGAGGACUGGGAGUGACUCUCAAGGCAAGUUGCCAAGUGCUUUGUUCUUGUUUUUGUAAUUGGAGAUUGUAUUCUCUUGGGGAAAUUUCUCCAAACACUUUGGGGUUUAGAGCAAAAUAUGCUUUCAUGGGGCCUUACCAGGUUCUGUGUUCUGAAUUCAUGGGUGUAACAACAACAAGGAAACUGCACCGGUCCAUUCAGCAUUCAUUUAUUUGUACAGGGCUAUUAUAGCCUAUGUUUUUUGCAGUCUUAAGUGCAAGGUGGCUAAUAGAUGCAACAUAAUUUGAAAACACUGCUUUAUUAGGAAACGAAAGACCAGCAGGGAAUAAUGACUAAAAUCAAAUGUUUUUUUAUUUCUUUAUCCUGAAUUUUUAAAAACCUCUUCUGAUUUGAGUCUGUGUGGAUUUUGGGAGGCUUCAACAAACUGAGCUGUAGUUACCCAAAAAGCAAGUGGUUUUAAGACUGGGAAAUGCUUUUCAAAGCAUUAUGAAAGUAGUGUUCUGCUAGCUAGGAAGACAAACAUUUCCAGAGCUUUGGGGCAUGUACUUUUUGAUAAACACAUGGAUUCUUAGUCUCUCCUCCCACUCCAAGAGUAUCAAAUCUAUUUUAUUAACAUAUUAAGAGCUUAAUUUCAGUGUAGGGAAAAAAGAUGGAUUUAUGAUAAUGUUUUAAUAGUAUCACAGGUGUUUGGGAAGUAUUUCUCCGACUCCUGUAUAUAGGGACACCAGUUGGCUGAGGUGGCAGGAGAAAAUUGAGUUUGCAUACCACAAAAGGAAGGCAGGAAAUAGAAAGCCUAAUGUUUGUACGCUGGUGCGUUUUUUGUAUGCUUACAAACGAUUGAAGACUUGUCCAAAAUUCUGUACCAGCAUCCAUUUAGAAGUCUAUAUAUAUAUAAUUUGGUAAAGUUGCUAGGAAUUCUCAGUUGCUACCAGAGACUUCUGAAAGUCUUUCCAUGUCUAUCAGAUAUCUCAAGGUCUCGCUUAUACCUUCCAGAUCCACUUGCUUCAUCCAAGAAAGCUCUUUAUGCUUCUGAGCCUCCAUGUACUAGGUAUAUAGUUAAGGAAGCAGCAGCAAUUGCACCAACUCUUAAUAUUUGCUAAUGUUCUUGAGAUACUUGUGGACUCCACUUCUGAUCAACCCCAGUCAGCAUGAUUGAUAAUCAAGGAUUAUGGGACUUGUAGUUCACCAACAUAUGGAGGACACCACAUUGACUACUUCAUAAAACUGUCGUUGUCUUCCUUUGUAUGCUAUUACUAAAUGUACCAGCGUUCUCAUUAAGGUGACCAUUAGAUCCUAUGGACUUAAUUUUGGAACAGUGCGCUGUUCCAGAAUAGGAUUUUAAAAGUAUUGUUUGUCAGUCCUCAUAAUUGCAGUAUCUUUUUUAUGCCACUGAAGUAACAUUAUCUUGUAAAAAUACUCUGCAGAGAUUUCCUGCCUCGUGGAUCUGGAAUUGUUACCAGGCGUCCCCUCAUUCUUCAGCUUAUCUUUUCUAAAACAGGUAUGUGGUUUUUCCAUUGUAUUUGAAGAGUGACCCAAGUCCUUGUGUGAAUGCUGAUAUGUCUGUGUGCAGUUUCUUCUUUGACUGUGACUACUCUAGAAUGCAGAAAUCUUUAUUUGCUCUGGUUAACUAGCAUUGUGUAUGUCCUCAUGGGACUAUAUUUCAAUGUUCUUAACAUGUUUCCAAGCCAGUGUCUUUAUUAAGUAAUUUACUAUGCUUUGGUAAAAACCAUGGACAUGCUUUUUCUGAAUACGUUGACUUGACUUGUAAAACAAAUAUGGAUAAUGAAUCAAUCAGUUUUGUAAAGUAUUAGAAUUGCAUUCUUAAAUCUGAGUGAGGAGAGACUGUGUACAAGCUGAACCAGUGCCCGGCUGCACUUGUGGGCCAAUAAGCUGAAAUUGACUCCUCCUAAGACAGAAAUUGUGAGUGAAGUCCAAGAAUUAGGAACUUUGCCUAUUCUAGAUGGGAUUGCACUUCCUCUGAAUGAAUAUUGGGGGGCAAUGGGGUGACGAAGAAACCUGGGGAUGUCAUGCAGCAGUCAAGACUAAGCUGCUGCCUGGGCCACUUUGUUCUAAGGGAUUGACCUAAGACAAACAGCAACAACAGUUUGUUGGUCACUGUGUCCAACAAACAGUGCAUAGCACGACUAGGAUAGCAUCUCCCCUCACACUGCCCAGGGUUGGCUGCUCGGUUCAUCAUUCUCAGGAACUGCACUCAACCCCUUGGCACCACCUACCUGAGCCAGUGUGCUAAGCAAAAACCAACUUGCAGCACAGCUGUAGCAGCCUCCCCUUUCUGCCCUUUCUUGUGCACUGUGCACUGACUGCCUAGUUUGGUGAAGGUGCACAGGAGCAACUCUGGCGGUCUAUUGGAGGUUUUCUGUCGGGUUUUUAAAGAGCUUUCUUAUGGUUAUGGCUGGCAGACACAUUGGAUAGCAGAACAUCAUGUGUCAUGGGGUGGUGAUAGGCUCUCCUGAGAGUAUGAUCCUUCAGCAGCUGACCAACCAUCUGGGAGUUGCCAACCAUUUGGGGCUUUUGGGCACACAUUUGCAAACUGGGCAAAUUGUUGUGGGCAUCUUGCACAUCCCACAAGCAAGCACACUCCACAGCCUAUUGUACUGGCUUUGGUAGAAUGCUUCUUUCAAGCCCAAUUUCAGCAGGGAAAGGAUAUGGGGAAGGGACCAUGUGGGCACCAUGGAAGACCUCUCUGGGCACAUCCCUUGGGACCAAAGCAGCAGCACAUUGGUAACAUAACACAGUAACUGGGUAAUGAAUAUUUGCAUAAUUUAGGAAAUAUAUUGUGUCUCCCCCUCCCCUCAUAUUUUCAUCUCACAAAAUGAAACUGCUGAGCAUGCGGUGCAGCCCUACUAAAUCAGGAAUGCAAUAUAAAGCAUUUGGUAUAGUUAAAAGUGGUUUUCGGUGACAGCUCCUGAGUGAGCCCUCAAAAGCUUUUCCAGAGGUGUGAAUUCCAUUCCGACAAAGUGUUUUCUCUCUUUCAGAAUAUGCAGAAUUUUUGCACUGCAAAUCUAAGAAGUUUACAGAUUUUGAUGAAGUCCGACAGGAGAUUGAAGCGGAGACAGACAGGGUUACAGGAACAAAUAAAGGCAUCUCUCCUGUUCCCAUUAACCUGAGGGUGUAUUCACCACAUGGUAGGUAUGGUUUUGUGCUCUGGAUGAACCUUUUAAAAGCACACAUUACUGAACUGAAUACAUAUAUUUGAGGGCUACUGGACAACUCAAGUACCCUGGACUGGAAAUAUUCAGUAAAAUGGAAAGCUAUAUCUUUAUUUGGUACUUAGGGAGUAAGAGUCUGUAUAUAGAUGAAGCUGUAGGAGGAUGUGGAGGCAUUAGAUGCAUUAUCAUGGUUAAAAAAGGCUUUAGGGUCUUAUUGUCGUGAGAAUAACUAGCUAGAUCUCCCUAAUGGCUUCCCUCCAUCCUUGUAUGAAAAGACUUUGGCAAAGUUCCUUGAGGUCACAAAGCAAAACUUGAUGACCUUCUCAAAAGGAAGUUCUUAACAUUGUGCUCAUUUUUCUUUUCAGUGUUGAAUCUGACUUUGAUUGACCUUCCGGGUAUCACUAAGGUGCCAGUCGGUGACCAACCCCAGGACAUUGAGUAUCAGAUAAAAGAUAUGAUUUUGCAAUUCAUCAGCAGAGAGAGUAGCCUGAUUCUUGCUGUGACUCCAGCCAACAUGGAUUUGGCCAACUCAGAUGCUCUCAAAAUGGCCAAAGAAGUUGACCCACAAGGUAAAAAAAAUUCUGAUUUUUUCUUUCUUUCACCUGUUGCACUGAUAAAUUCCACACAGUUCCAUGGCAGAAUACUGUAGGGUCUCCAAAAUCUCACUCUGAGCUUCUCAGCUAAAAUAAUUGGGAAGUCCCAAAUCAUUCUAGGUAGAAUAGUCCUGUGCCAAUGUGCUUUUUCUAUGGUCCUUUGCCAGAUACCUUUCUCUGCCAAAAUUCUGGUCUUUAAAAGGAAUUUUCUAGAGGAUCCUGGGAACAGAAUGACAGUAGCAGAAACCAUAAGGUUAGGACAACUGAAACUUAAAAUUGCAGGGCAGAACAAGAUGGAAUAAUUCAUACCCUUGGUGGCAAUAAUUAGUUCUGUGCAUUCUGAAGUAAAAUAAAGAAAUCAAGAGCUGUACAAAAGCCCUAAUCACACUGCUGUGCAAAGUUGCUGUGUUAAGCAUUUAUUAUAAUAUGUAUUAUAGUUCCUGAGAACUUGUUUAAUCUCUCACCUGAAUAUUUGUAUCAUCUGUUGAUCAGCCGUUCUGUUUUUCCCCCCUCAGGCUUACGGACAAUUGGGGUAAUAACCAAACUAGAUCUGAUGGAUGAAGGCACUGAUGCAAGAGAUGUUCUGGAGAACAAACUUUUACCUCUACGGAGAGGUAGAAAGCUAUUAAAGCUUAUAACUGAUGAAUAUUUGUGUGAAUGAACUCAAGUACUGUAGCAUUGGUCAGAUUCAUAGACUUGAAUAAAAUGAGUGUUUGCUAAUCAGGCUUGAGGGAAGGAAGUACCUGGGCUCCAAACCAUCAUGCUAUGUGCAUUUGAUGUGCAGUCUGGGUACGAAGGAGCAAAUGAAAGUAGCUAGUUUUGAAGUCUGCUUGCUGUUUAUCUUGUCCCUUUGUCAUCCAGAGCAUUCCUAAAGCACCCAGAUGUACAGGGCUUCUGGCAAUCAGCUUUCUUUUCUUCCUAGCAUCUUUGGGUGCAAAAUGUCAGCAGGGUGCAUAUGGGACAUGAUCUGCAACCAAGCUUCAUGACAAAGCCCAAUAUAUUUGACAUGAAGUUAUCAGAUUCUUUCUUCCACCCACUCUUUUGGUAGGAAGCAGUCAGUGGUUGGAGCCAUAUAUUUUCGUAUACCUGUUGGAAACUUCCAAUUUGCACAGUAGAAGGGACCUUAGUGAUGAUCCUAGCUGAGUGUUGUGCAUUUAGAGCCAAUUUGUUAUCCUGAUUAAUUACUCUGGCUCUGGUGUAGCUUUUAACUUGAUUAGCUUUGUUCAGAUCUGAUCGCUGUAUAGGUCUGUAUAGUGUACAGUAGGAGAUGACUCAUCUCACCAGCAGGAGCUCAGAGUCUGGCAAGAGUGGGUUCUUGAUUACCCCUUCAAUGAAUAUGUUUGCUAUACUGCUCAAUAUCACAGUUCUGCAUUUGAAAUAAACAGUGCAAAAUAGGCACAUUUUCAUUUUUUUUAUUUGGGCUGUACCACUUGGAUUUUGUGUGCAUUUCUGAGUCACAGUACUUUCAUGUACUAAGGAAGACAACUUGUGACAUCAGGGUGUGAGGCCAAGUUCCAUGGGAAAGAACCAUGCCGAGUGUAAAAAUUCCAGCCCAUUUCAUCUCUGCAUGGCUUCUUGUCUUUUCAAUUAAAAUAGGAGCAAUAGGCCCUUCUUAAUUUUAAGUGUGGAUUGUUGUAGAAGCUAGGAUUCCGCACUUCUUUUGUACCGUUGCAACUAUGUGGCUUUCUGCAGGGGUUGCCCUGUUGUGUCCUAGCUGCUUUCUCUGCAUUUGUACUGGGGUCCUGUGCAAAACUAUAAGGCAAAAACUAAUAUAUGGAGCUGUCCACUCAUAGGCUACAUUGGAGUUGUGAACCGGAGCCAGAAGGAUAUUGAUGGUAAGAAGGACAUCAGAGCAGCAUUGGCAGCUGAGCGCAAGUUCUUCCUUUCCCAUCCUGCUUACAGACACAUGGCAGACCGCAUGGGAACCCCCCACUUGCAGAAGCUGCUCAACCAGGUAGGCUGUUCCUGUGGCAUCCUGGCUCUUUUGCCUGGCUCUUUAAAGUUGGCUGAACAUCACUGUUUCCGCUUAAACCUUGCGGAGAUGUUACAGUAUGGAGGAAGGUGGCUGGUAGCUCUCACCCCAAAUGUGAUUCUCCCUCCUCACUUUUUCUUACUGAAAAAAAUAAUAAUCUGCUAUUCUUCAUUUUAUAGCUGGUUUAAACAUUUGAAAGAAACAUGGGAGAGCAGAAAUAAGGGCCUUUGGUUUUUAGCUUAUUUCUUUUUCAGGUAUCAGCUUGUUGCUGACAUGAAAUAAGUAUGUAGUCCUGCUAAUCUCCCAUCAUACACAGUUUUCUCCGUGGAAUUAUUCCAAAUGAAUAUGGAUUAAACUUGUUGAAGUAGGAAAAGACCUGUAGAUGGUUUCCAUAAGCCAGUGCCUGUUUUGGAAGUGUUGAAAGGGCUAUACUGGGAGCAGUCAAGUUUUCUUUUAACUUUGUUCAUCCCCAGCAAGGGCAACAAGGAACGGAUUUUGGUGCUAGAAAGAAGGAUAAGGUGUUCACCUAGGAGGUGGGCUUGCAGCUUUGUUAGGCUGAGAUGGGGAUUUAGGCAUUCUUGGGCCAUAUACCAAAGAAUCACAGCCUACUCCAGUUUAGAAUCCCAUCACACCACAAAGGGGCAGCUGAUGGAUAGGCAUUUUGGUAAAUACUGGAGGCGGUUCUGGAAAAUUGUAUUAAAUUGAAUUAAUUUGGCAAUGAUUUGGAAAAUCAAUAAAAAUAAUUGGCAAAAAACAACAAUAGUUCCAUCACACCACAACUCAUCCACUGAUCAAGAGCUAAAGAGACAGCCCUCAACCUAGCUGGAUUGAAAGGGAAAGCUGCUUUUAUUCAGCACUAAGCAACACUACUUAUAAUGUUGAUAUAAAAUGAUUGCUCUCUUUUUUCCAUAGCAAUUGACAAACCAUAUCCGGGAGACUCUGCCAUCACUGCGUAGCAAACUCCAGAGCCAGCUUUUGUCCCUUGAAAAAGAAGUGGAGGAAUACAAGAACUUCCGCCCUGAUGACCCUACGCGGAAAACGAAAGCCUUGCUCCAGUAGGUCAAAUCUACAUUGAGCUGUGCCUCUCACUUGGGGAGCUUCCUUCCUUUGUUGUGUUGUGCUUUCAGAGGCUAGCUUUCAUCUUGAGAAACAUGAAAACGUAAGGUGGUAUCCAACUAAGUUUUACUCAGAGCAGACCUGUUGAAAUUAAUUGACCUAACUAGUCAUGCUCAUUAAUUUCAGCGAGUUUACCCUGGUUAAAACUUAGCUGAAUAUCUGUGUUGUGGCAAACAUCCAGUGUGCUUCCUCUGCUCAUUUUUUACUUGUGCGGCAUCAAUUAUGUGUAAGUUGCAGAUCACAAUGUUGCAUAAAGAAAAAAAGUAUGCAUACUAGAGAGCAUCCUUUUGGAUGUAUAGGAUGCACAAAUUACAUGUGACUUUUGCAUUCUUUUACAUUCCACAUUUGGUCGUAAAGUGCAUGUGGUUCAGUAUUUUUGUGUAGCAUGGUUGUGGAGCAGCAAAUCUUUUUUGAAACAUUGUCCAUAGUUUGAACUUGAUCAUCUUGACAAGACUGGUGGCCAAAGUUUGAGUAUUUUAACAUCUUACAUUUUUAUAAUGGAUUAUAUUAUGAUCAAAUCUAUUGUUUUUCAGCCUAAUUGCAUGUUUUGAUUUUUCUAAGCAGUUUUCAGAUGGCAGCAUAAAAAGUUUUAUUGUUGUGAUAGUGAUAGCGUAGUGUGUGCCGAAGUAGUGUACCAAAUAAAGUCAUCUCCUACUACAGUCAUACCUUGGGUUAAAGUUGCUUCAGGUUGAGUGUUUUCGGGUUGCGCUUCGCGGUGACCUGGAAGUAAUGGAACGCGUUAUUUCCAGGUUUCGCUGCUCGCGCAUGCGCAGACGCUCAAAAUGAUGUCAUGCGCAGAAGCGGCGAAUCGCGACCUGCACACACGCAGACAUGGGUUGCGUUCUCUUCAGGAUGCGAAUGUGGCUCCAGAAUGGAUCCCGUUCGCAUCCAGAGGUACCACCGUAUGUGUUUUUUGAAAGCUUCCUGGCAAAGAAUUAGAUUUCAUACGUACAUGCCAAAAGAAGUUGAUCUAGUAAAAAGUGUUACCUUUCACUCUACAUUCCUGAUUGACUGAUAAUGGCUUCUGCUCACUCAACAGACUGUGGCAUUAUAUAAACUUAUAUAAAAAUUUGGUUUUAAUUUAUAUCUGCAUAGGAUGGUCCAGCAGUUUGCUGUGGACUUUGAGAAGCGGAUUGAAGGCUCUGGGGACCAAGUAGACACAUUAGAACUAUCAGGCGGAGCCCGAAUAAACCGCAUCUUCCACGAAAGGUUCCCUUUUGAACUUGUCAAGGUAAAAGACAUGGGAUUUUAUGUCCUGGGGCGAUUUGCGAGCUGCUGUUGGAGGACAUUCCUGAUAGGGACAAUGCCCCCUACUGGAAGGAUCAGUCAGGUUCCUCUUAAGCCUUCUGCCACCUCUCCUGGGGGAAGAGUCAUCCCUCUCUUGAGACUGACUGAUUGCUGUUGGUGACAGUUGGACCUUUCUUUUCUCUGAAAAAAAUAUUCUCGUCUAUAGCAUUUUAAGUGUUUACUUUGUGCCAGUUUGUGAGUUCUGUGAUUAAGUAUGGUGUUUAUGCAGGCUAUAGCUGUGCAUAUGAGAGUACUGCUGUAUUUUCAACCCAUUGUUGGCAAUCAGUAAGACACAUUUACUGCCCUUAGCAAUGUUCUGCUAUGAUGUGUUGAUUUUUGUUAUUAUAUUAUGUUGCUUUGUAUAUUUGUGGGCUGGUGAGGGUUGCAGUCCACAACACCUGGAGGGUAGCAGCCUGAAGGCUGCUGUAGUGUGUUACAUCUCUAUUACCAGCUCUGAUGUCAGCACAUUUCUGCUGAAAAACUGAUCUUUUAGUUGGCAUCUUAGUCGGCACCCAAAACUUUCAAAGCAAUACAAUGUGAACAACAAAAUAAAACAGCACAAAAUACAGUUCAAGUUUCACAGUGAAAACUGGCAUUACAGACAGGAGGGGGUUUCAAUAACUGUUGCUUAUCUGCUCUGGUGCUGGCGGUCACUACUGUUGUGUGUUAAAUGGCCUUGUCUUGCCUGUAGGUUUGAAGUCUGGAGAACAGUUGACUACUCCCUGUAGUAGGGAAAAUGUAGCAACAGACAAUAGCAGGAAUAGCAAUCUUAAGGUUAAAAAACAGUUAAGUUCCUGGGAAAGUUAAGUACCCUGCCCACCCACCCCAUCAGUUGACAGAGUGUUCUGUUUACCAGUGAGUAGUCAAUUGCCAGUUCACACAGAUGUCAGUUUUGUCCCAGGGUGAAAUUCAGGGGCUCUACUUGCACUAGACCAAGACAGAGCUUGCCCUUGUGGUUGAAUCACAGGGGAUGCAUGAUCCAGAAUGCACUCCUUCUACUGAGGAGAAUGGUCAUUGGCAAGUACGCUGUUCUUGGCUACUACAUAAUUUGUAUCCUGGAUCGUUGCAUAAGUUCUCUCUAAGGUGUUUGGUAAUUAUGGCUUCUCUAAGGUGCAAGCGUCUAAAGAAGAAAGGAGGGCCCCUCUUUGUGAUCAACCAGCAAUUUUGUUUCACCCGUUUCUACCAGCUUUAGCAUUGGGGGCUUUUUGUCUUCUAGAUGGAGUUUGAUGAGAAGGAUUUGAGACGAGAAAUCAGCUAUGCAAUCAAAAACAUCCAUGGUGUAAGGCAAGUAUAGGAACAGCAGCUGAUUCAAUGCAGCACAGUGUUAUCUUGUUCUCCACUGAUAAACUGUAUGUAAUGAUAACUAUCUGGGAUGCUAAGGCAAGCUGGUAGUUGGUCUGAGAUGCCUUCUACUGAUGGUGGUUCCCGUUCUGCCCAAGUCAAAAUGAAGAAUGUCACUGAGAAGAUGAAAGGAAACAGAAUGUUGAUCACCCUGUCACUUUACCAAGCCUAAAGGGAGGACCCUUCCUCUGCUUGGAAGAAUUUGAGUGAGAGGCAAUGAAAGAGAAAGUCCAGGGCUGUACAUCCAUUUGCAAAUACUUCUAGCACAGCAUUUCUGAUUGGUGGCUUUUGCUUCCCCUCCCCUCCAGUUUCAGCACCCUUUAUUUCAUUUUGUUUAUAGAUGCAGCAACGGAAGACAGACUUCAACUCUUGUUAGAACUAAAGGCUUUUAAUGCCCAUAUGAACUGGGCUCAGGAUAGGAUGUAUAGGCCGGGUGUUUCUGUAGUUCUGUUGAAGAAUGAACAGUUCCAUUUAUGCACUAUCCUUUUGGGGCAAUAGCACUCAAGAUCCAUUGCUUCAAGUGUAAUCAACUUCUAUUUAUCUCCUCCCCCCCCCCAUCCUUUAUCUGUAACGUCUUUGCCCUGGCCAGCUUUUAUUCUAUCCUUUUUCUUGUCAAGGCCCUUGGUUUCUUAAUUAUUAUCUGGGGGCGGGGGGGUGUUCUUUUCCCUAAAACCCAUAUCCUUUUCCUUUCUUGCCUAUCUGCCUCUUGCCUUAUAUUUUGAUCUAGAAUAUAAAGCUUCUUAGAAAGAAGAAACCCUCUGUAAACACCUACAGUUUAGAAUUCAGUUUGCAAAAAUGUCUUUCUGUAGCAAAGACUAGAGUUCAUUCCCCUCUUUUGUUUUAUCAACAUUUUUUUCAUUUUCUGAUGCCCUUAUUCUACCUUUUGAACUUUAUUAUUUAAAUGGGAGAGGGCUGGAUGCAGUGGAAGGUUUUAAUAGUUGCGGGAGGGAAUUGUGUUCUAGAAUGUUGACAGUCUUUAAACCUGUUCUCUUCCCCCUCCUUGUUUUUCUUCUCUGCCAUGUCUUGCCUUCCUUUCUCCUGCGUGUGGAUGACUAGGACGGGGCUGUUCACACCAGACUUGGCAUUUGAGGCCAUUGUGAAAAAACAGUUGGUGAAGCUGAAAGAGCCUUGUCUGAAAUGUGUCGACCUGGUUAUUCAGGAGUUAAUCAAUACAUUUAGACAGUGUACCAGUAAGGUAUUGAACUAGCUGGAGGCAGCCUAGCCCUUACUGAGUGGGCUGGGAAAACCUGCCAAAACUGCACUGUUCUAAUCUGCUCAACUUGCCUAACACAACCUCCAGGAAGAGCUACAAGCAUCUUCUAAAAUCCUGAUUGGCUGGUGUUAAGAUGGGAUUGGGGUUUACUCUGCAGGGGAGACUAUCAAGUUUCAUAGGCUUUUACAAAAAUGUUAAACUGUCUUACAACAUGGUCCAGAUUGCAGUCUUGAAAUUGUGGCUCACUGCAAGCAGGAUUGGUCUGUGCUUUAAGCUUCUCCUGCUUUUAUCCUCUGCCUGCAAAUAGAAGCUGCUGUUAGCUCUCUGGAGGUUGGCUAGGUCUGUGGGUAGAUUCUUCUUGGAUCUUGGCCCUUCUCUAAGUGCAUGGCUUCUUGAUCUGCCAUUUAAACCACUCCCUCAGGUUUUUUGCAAAGGCAUGGCUGUUAGAAGGUCAUGCUGCUGUUUGGGCAAAUUAGCUUCAAAUGCACUGAUUGGCAUAAUGAACCAUUUCCAGUCUAAAGGCCAUCUGUUGGGAAUUCAUUUCACUGUUUCAGUGUGGUUGUCCCAUCUACAUGCAUAUUGAAAAACUGACCUGUCAAAGAGCUAGCUUCUCCCCUGCUUGAUUUGCUGAAAUCGACAGCAGGGUGUACAAACUGAGGCUCCAGGAUCAUGCUGCCUAAUUGUGUGCCCUCUGGACAAGAACUUUGAUCUUCAGCAGAGUAGCGAAGGUGCUGCUCUUAAGAGUGGUUUACAUUGCUUGCUUGUUACAGUGGUGUAUGCUGUAGGACUCCGGGUCCAUUUCUGACAAAGGAGUUGUGUGCUUUUGUUGUUAUGUGAAGAAGCCAGCACUUGCUCUCCAAGGUCCUUCAAAUCCCGACUAUCCUGAUGCAGCAGAAUCUGCAUCUGUCUUCUGGCCCACAAUGUAUCUGAGUAGAGUUUGGGCAGCUUUCUUGAAUUCAGAUUCCAAAGGAUUUUGUACAGGAGUCAUUCCCCAAAGAAGUGCUCCUAGUCUGAAAAGCAACUGAUGAAGCGGGGUGCAGGGAAGUGGCAGAACUGUGAAACAGGCAGCAAUUUUGGACACCAUCAUGAAAGGAUUGACUUUAAAUUCAGGUUUUUCAAGACCUGAGGGUCACUUGCAAGGGGAAAUAUCAUUCCUUGCAGGCGAAAUGAGCCAGUGAAACAGAAAUGAAAGGUUAAAUGCUGAUUGCUGAGGCAAGCCUCAUUCUUAUGGAUAUGACCAGUCUUUGUUGACUGUACCACUUCAGAUGAUGGAAUGCUCCUUAUUACAGAACAUUUUCCCCUUAUAGAGAAGUAGCAUGUUAGAGAGAAGGGUGCUAGGCUUUCAGUUUUCCUGACACAUUAGUAGAGAUACUGUUUUUAUGUAUGGAGGAACAUUGAUUCAUGUGAGCCCCAUUCUUAGUAUUCCCAUUCCAGGCACAACAGUCACAGUGUGGAAUUCUAUCAUCUUAGGCUCAAAGCUUCAGUAGAAGUGCUAAUUAUAUCAGGUUGCAAGGUCAAUAACAUGUUAAUUGAAAAUAGCAACCAUCACCAAAUACUGUAAGUAUACAGCCCUUCUCCCUCCUUCCAUCUGCUAACAGAUGCCUGCCAAGUACUGUUUCGGAACAUGGAAGACUCUGGCGCAAUGGUAGCCAACCUUUUUGCCAAGUUUGUCACAAAUGGGAUCACUCCAGUUGUGUUCUGUCGUUCUGUAGCCCCCCAAACCCAUGCCCAAGAGAGUUUUGAUUGUAGUUAAACAUGAUGGCGAGCAGGCUACAGAGUAGCACUAGAGGUGGGCAGGGCAUACCUGACUUGACACAGCCUGACCCUAAGGCCUUUCUGCCUCACUUUAGGAGUGCAACAAAUUACUUGCUGCAUCCUUGCCAUAGAUUAGCCAUUCAUACUCUAGAAUCAAACAGGGCACAGUAAGAAGCAAGCAUGACCUGUUUUUUUUCAGUUUUGGGGAGCCGUUUAAAAAAACAGGUUUUUAUCCACUUUGCCAAGCACACUCAUACUGCAAGGGGCAGGCAGGACAUGGUCCCUUUGCAGAAAUACUUGAAGCUAAUUUGAAGCCUGCUGAGCAGCUCAGCUCCUGGAAGGGAGUAGUUCCUUGUCAAGAGUUUGGCAAUGCAAGAAGGAUCUUCCUGAGGAAGUGCUGCUGCUUUUUCCUUUGCACAUUACUAACCUUUUGAAUCUCUUUCUUCCCCUCUCUGUCACUUUUUUUUUAUUUUCCUGCUUUUCUCCGGAAUCUCUCCUUUCUGUUCGCGCUUUCUGCAUGGUGCAGGACGGGGCUCUUCACACCUGACAUGGCUUUUGAAGCUAUAGUGAAAAAACAGAUUAUAAAGCUCAAAGAGCCCAGUUUGAAGUGUGUUGAUCUGGUGGUCUCAGAGCUGGCCAUGGUCAUUAAAAAGUGUGCAGAGAAGGUAAUGAGUCUCUACUCUUUUAUUUCCCCUCCCCAUCUCCCUGUCACCUGGAAUAUGGCUACUUGCAGUGCCCAGCUAAAAGGAAGUUUGAAUGCUUUCAGUGAGGGCAGUCUGUGCCUGAGCAGAGCCAGAGCCACAGCAGCUGCCAUUCUUUUUUCAUUAUUUGAAUACUGCUUUUAUGUUUCAAGAAAUCUCAAAGCAGUUUACAUCUCAGUAGAAAUCACUUAAUUGUAUAAAAAUAUAAAAAAUAAUAAUAAUUGGGGCGGGGGGAGCUGCAUCCUCUCUGAGGAAUGCCCAUCAGACUGUUGAAUUGUCCAGUUUGGCUUCACAGCAGGAUCCCACAGAGACAUUGCACUGGUGUUGCUUGGACCGUAGCAGCUGUAGUUGAACAUGCUUUGGAAAGUGGCUAAAUCUCAGGAGCACUUCCUGUAAUACAAGGCUACGUUUUUCAGCUGCUCUGUGCCAAAAGAAGCUUGUUUCAGCGCUGAAGCAUGAAAAGAGCUCUGGCAUUUAUCUGUUCUAAGAGUAUCUUGGUAAUACGUAAUCACCACCUUCCACAGUGACUUGUGGGUAGGCCUAUCAUUUAAUCAAAAAGAAAGCAGCUCUCAUUCCUUUUCCUGUGGCACUAAGAAGCCAGUCUCAUGUGUUCCUUCUGCUAAACUCCAUAGAGGUCUUGGGCUGUUUCCCAGACAGAAGCCAUGGGGAGCAUAGGGUGCACAUCAAACACCCAGAAAAACAUUCUGUAUCUUUAUUGAACUGGCAAAGGAAAACCCACCCCAAAUCCCUCUUACUUUGUGCUUUAGCCCUGUCCCAGUGGUAAAAUUGAGAGAUAGCCCAGCCUCUUCUCUUCUGCUCUCUAUAUGUGUGUCUAUAAUUGAUGCUUAAAACUGCAGUGAUCUGAUCUCUUCUCCGCUUGUCCUCAGCUUGGUUCUUACCCUAGGCUUCGAGAAGAAACAGAGAGAAUUGUUACGACAUACAUCAGAGAACGAGAAGGGAAAACUAAGGACCAGGUGAGCAGGUUUUUUGUUUACUCGCCAAAUAACCUCUGGGCUUACUGAGAAUAGCAGAAUCAGAAUCUACAAUUACUUUGUCAACUGACAACCACAGCAAAGCGAACCCCUUCUUUGCUCAGCUUUCUCAGGGUUUCCAUUGAGCUGGAGUUGCUUGUUAUAGCAGUGCAGAAAGUACCGAGCUCUUGUGUGGCUAUGCAUAAGAAGAUAAGGCAAGGUCCUUUUCACAGGCUUCAGUGUGCAGAAGAGUAGUCUAAAUGGGCUCUUUCUCAUGAUGUUGUCAUGCUGCUGAGCUGGUUUUGUCUUCUCUCCAGAUUCUCCUGCUGAUUGACAUAGAGCUGUCCUACAUCAACACUAACCACGAAGACUUCAUUGGAUUUGCCAAGUGAGUAUCUGCUACCAAAUAAACACCUAGAGAUGCUUGGCUUGCAUGUCACAGUAAGCUGCAGUUAAAUGUUUAACUACGGUCUAAUGUGAAUGGGCAGUGUGGAGUCGCAUACUAUUCUAAGUCGCCGCUCAGUGAAUAGCAAGCUUGUAGUUUGUUGUUCCUAGCACUGAGUCGAGAAGAAGCAAAGCAGCAUGCGUUAGUACACUGCUCAUUCAUUGUAAAUCAUAGUUAACUAGAGUUGCCCCCACCCCUUAAGCAGGGGUUCUGUUCUGAGUCGCCACCUGCAUAAGAGAAAAUCGCGUAACUGGGGAGCACUCUCUAAACACCCUUCAGGCUCCCUCUCUGCUGCUCUCUCUCCUAUCCUUAUGAAAAGUACUAUAUCCCAAAACAUCCACAACUAGAAUUGAAGCUGUGGGGCUGGCUGGAGGAUGUGGGGGAAAUUGGCUGCUUCUGUUCUACCACUUGCAUCAGCUGUUAGGCAGGGAAGCUGAGCAGCGUAAACAAAGCCCUGCUGUGCCUCCAAUCUCUUUGGGGCUUCCUCCGCUCUCACUGACUUUGGGCUCCGGGGAGGGUCUCCUCAUGAGCCAUGAGGACUCUCCAGCUCUCUCCCACCAGGGUUUGAAUUAAAUUAUUUAUUUCUCAGUGCUGUGCAUAUACAGUUGCACGUAAAUCUAUUGUUGGGGCGGGGCGCGUCUGUAUUAAUUAUGGUUUAACAUUGCAUGUGAAUCAGGCCACUGGGAAACAUUAUACGGCCCAAAUAGUACUGCUGAUGUAGGAAAUGAGGAAUUUUUAUUUUAUUUUAUUUUAUUUGCCAAGCAGAAGAGAGCAUCUUGUGAUUGGAUGGCUGCCUGGUAGUACAGAUCUUGUGACUUGGGUUAACCGACAUCAAAUAACUAGAAGCUGAAACUAGGCAUGUGUGGUUGAGAUCAAACUUGCAUUUUGGAGAAGUUAAUGAACUUUAAUCUCAAAUGCUUGAGUGAAAAGGUAACAAUGAGUGAGAUACGUGUGUGAGAGAGAGGGAGGGACAAAACUUAUUUUUGGCUUUCCUUUGUGACCUAUCCUAUUUUUGGAGCAAGCAACUUGGGUGCUUUUUUUUAUAAAAAAGCCAGUUAAAUGAAAACAAUUAUUAGAUCUUUAUCACUUACAAUAACUUUAACCUGCCCUGUCACAAAGACAUGUCUAACUAGCAAAAGCCAGCCAAAAUAGGAAGGUCUUACGCCACUUCAGAAAUACUAUUUGGCAAGUCUCCCAGGAAAGUGCACAAUGCAGCCUAUGGGAAUGCCUCCGUGUAAUGAGUAGCCUGACUAAUAAUAUUGAGGGUAACCUCAUGUGAGCUAUUGUAAGUUGUGUUGGGACAUAGGAAAGGAGAAUUGCUUGUAGGCAUGUAGGGCUCCAGGGCUUUGUAGGAUAAAAACACUUUGCAUGGUGCUCUGAGGGACAUAGGGAGUUAUGGAAGAUGAUGGAGGACCAAUGCAUUGUUUUCAGGGUGCCUGCCAUCACUGCUGUGAUGAAGUUUGAAGUAAGCAAUUGCAGUCCCUUGGUAUAGCACGUUACAGUAAUCUUAUCUUAGGCUUUCAAAAUCAAAAAUAAUGGUUGCAGAAUCUAAAUAUGGCAAAAGGGAGUGCAUAUUUUUUCCCAUGUGGAAAGCACGCUUGACUUAGAAAUACAAUCUGGACUUCAACAUGCAGCAGCCAAUUCAGAAGCCCCUUGGGUUCUGGUGAUUACUUUUUAAAAAUUUUCAUCUUGUCACCUCUGAUGCAUACAGGUCUUUAGAUAAAGGACUCAAGGGUGCGUACCCUUCAACACUGAUGACAAUAUAUAUCAGUUGUCUGCAGUUACCCUGACUUUCCCCGGUACUAUUUUUAUCCAGCUUUCUAGUUAGCUUUCUGCUGCUGCUUUUUUCCAUUAGACCUUACUUGUUUCUUCGUGGCUUGCCUCAUUGUACAUUUAUAUUUGGUUCCCCUGAGUUUGUGCCUCCUUUUCCUCUGUGAUUGGACAGACACUUCCAGUUUUUAAAGGAAGUGUCUUGUUUUUUCUAGCCGCCUUGACUCUUUAGACAUGUUGGCAUCUAGUUUUGACAGGUUUAUGUGCUUUCUAAUAUACGGAAUGUUUGGAUUGAUCUUGUUUAAAGCAAUUAUAAACUCCAGCUUCCCAAAGAAUCAGACCUUCCUAGUGAUACAUUUUAGUCUUUUAAAUUCUCAUUCAUAACUUUCCCACUAGUUGAGAACGUAAGUGUGUUGAUAGCAUUACGUCUAAUAAAUGAAUCAUCCCAAAUCAAAAUGCCAGUAACCAUUGUGAACAUUACUUCACAACCAUUUUGUUGUCAAAUGAGCCUCACCAACUAGGGAAACGACCAAAAUGUUCCUGCAGAUUAUAUCACCUGCAGAUGAUUAGUAGUCUCUCCCUAUAGUUCUACUUGUCUUGGAGGUGGCAAUGUUUCUUAAAAAGCUAUUUUGGUGGCCAUGAACUUACUGCUUACCUAAAUCCUAGGAUCCAGUAUCUUUUGACUGUUUCCCAGUGCCAUUCUUCUAGCUGACUCCUGAUUUCUCUAUAGUGGUCUGUCUAGAUAUCAUUCUGUUCACAGCCUUCAUAACAAAACAAAGCACUUACCGUUCACAAAUUAUGUAUACCUUUAAUGAUGUACUUGUAAAUGAUCAGAUCUUCCAUGAGUGACUCCCAAGAAAUAUCCUAGGGUUACACAAAGUUAUGGCUACAUUUAUGUGGGAUGGCGUUUAAUUUCUUCAGUGUGGUGUCCUUGUGCCUUAAGGUUAUAAUUUCUCACACCAUUACAGGAACAGUCAUCAUGGGAUUGGGACCUCUCCCCCUAUAUCCUUAGAAAUCUCCACUAGGUGCCUUUGUCAGUCUUUUCCUGUUCCUCAAGCUCACCACUGUAGUUCUAGCUGCUAAAAAACCUGCUUGUUCUUUAAGAUUCAGAAGCUUAUUGCAGUGUGCACACCCACAGCCUGUGCGCAGAAUGGACACUUCUAUAUAUGAUGCUUAGUGCAAAAAUUAGGACAACCUGUACUCACUUGCCAGCUUUCAAGCAUGUGUAUUAAACACAUUUGUAACAUUAAUAUGAAUGUAAGAUAAAAUACUACUUUUUCUCUUUUCGCAUAAAACCUUUGAUAAGUUCAUUUUAUAAAUGUAAUAUAUGAAGUACCCCUGAUUUUUUUUGUUGGGGCCCGUAAGCAGAAUUUUCAGGACAUCAAGACCAAAUGAUCUCAGUAGGAGGUCCCCGAACGCCUUACCAUUUAUUUCCCUUUUAUUCUGUAAUGCUGCUCCUAGAACUUCUGUUAUUGGAUGACUUAGAAACACCGUGAAUGCAUUUUAAGAAAUGCUGUUUGGCAUCAGCCCAGCAAGCAGCUCAGGCAUAGUGUCCUGUUCACAUACUCCUUCCAUUCCCCAUCUCUCUCUCUCUCUCUCUCCCUCUCGUGUAAUUUGUGUGCAGUCUAUUUAUGUAUCCUUUCACACUUAAUUUACAGUUCCUUCUUUUUCCUUCAUCUCACGUUUCUCUCUCUCUUUGACUCACCUUGCUCUUCCCUCUGGAUGCCUCAAACCUCUCCCAAAUCUCCCCAGCUGUUACACUGAGCAGCGCAUGGUGGCUGGGUGCGUAUCUGCCUGUGAGAGUUUAUCCUUACUAGGUCUAGAGUAUAGCUUGCCUAACCCUUUGGAGAACUUGUUGAAGGGGCUGUAUGAAGACUGUGGUGAGGAUUGGUCAGUGGAGACGUGUUCCCAUAAAUCUGCUCUCCAAUGGCAAGUGCCCCUCACCCUCUGGCAAGCAGAGUGGCUGGUAGUAUGUAGGUCCUCUCACUUGAAAUUUCAUUUGUGCUGCAGAUUAGACAAAGUAAGCAACAGCAGGAAUUUCUUUUGAGAAGAAAUUCAAAAGAGUGGAAGAGAUUCUUUCAUUUUUCUGGGUGGCACAAUCCAGAAAUAGCCUUUCCCUUUCCUAAGCCUUUUGCAUGUCUGAGUCAACUAGGGAGGAGAGAGAGGCAUAGUGGUAAGCAUAGUAAUGGUUGGGACACAUAGAAAAUGUGCAUGUUCUGUGUACAUGUGCAUGUAACUGGUAGGAAGCAAGCUGCAUCCAGCCAGCAGAGGACCCCAGAAUUAUUCCACUAAUUAGUUGUGAUAAUUGACAAUCCCUCAAGACAGUCUAACAUCCCAUUGAUUGAAACACUAGGGUGUUCUCUCCAUAUGCUACCAGGCAGGUUCUUUCAAGAAAAGAUUCACUGGGACCUGGAGUAGGCAGUGUCUUCCGCUUCCCCCCUAAAGUCUUUUGCCUCUGUAGUGUGCAGUCACAGGUUCAAGGCCCUGUCUCCCUCGGGUUUAGAUCUGAAGUGGGAUGUUUCAGAACCGCUGUGAAUGUAUAGAGUGUCUUUGUGGUGGAAAAAUCUGUCGUAUGGCAUGUAUCACUUCAGCUCCAUUGCUGGUGAACUUUCUCCUUCGAGGGUUGGCAUUUCCCUAUCUGCAUCUCUAAUUUUGCUUGACUUGAACAGGAAUGAAUGUGUUGGUGAUUCUGUGUAUCUAACAUGCAAGUUUACCUUUUUUCACACCCAGUAGGCAUGUUUAAUGUAAAACCAUCUCUUUUCUUUCAGUGCACAGCAAAGGAGCACCCAAGCAAAUAAGAAAAGAGCAAUCCCAAAUCAGGUACUGAUGCAUGUCUCCUUCCUUUAGCCAAGUAGAACAUAGUGUCAGCAUACUAAGUCCAGCCUGUUGGGCACACUGUGUAGUUGCGCAGAGUUGAACAGGCUUGUGAGCAUGGCAUAGAUUUAUAAGAAGAAGUGCCACCCUUGCCUUAUGUCAUUUGAAGACAGAAAAUGACUUGGAGCUGGCCACAAGGUGCAGAAAGUACAGUGCCUCCACCAAAAUAAAUCAUUUAUCCUUCAGUUGUGACCACAAAUCUAUGCCAAUAUGAACACAAGUAGAAGAGAGAAUCUUCAAGGCAGAAGAAUGAAACGAUAAAGGAACAUUUUCAGUCUUGAGUCCCUUUUGUUUCUGAGCAGCAAGACUUGAGCAAAGGACUGGAAACAAAAUUGGUGCAUAAAGUUAGUCUCUUUAUAAUGUAUCUGCGUAUGUUAAUUCUUGUUUGGAAAGACUGUAAUGGAACAUUAACACUGAACAAUUAUAAUUAAUUGCAUGUAACUUUUUUCUUUUACUGUUUUUUUCUGCUUUCCCUUUUUUCCAACCAUUUUUGUGCUUCCUGCUUCUCCCUUCCCCUUCUACUCUCAUUAUUUGAUUUUCUUCACUGUUCUGUCCCCUCAUCCUGCUUUUCCUUAUUUUACCUGCACCACUAAUUUUGCCAACCUGUAAAGGGUGAGAUACUGGUAAGUACCUGUAUAAUGUGCUAGUGACUGAUAUGUAAAAUUUGGUGAUGGAGACUUCCUUGCCCAGCAAAAGUAAAGGUCCCCAAGUUGGGUAACCUCUUUGCCUCAAACAAAGUGCACUUAAUUGUACAGAAAAGCAAGCAACUUCAAAUGGCAUUCCAGGAUAUCCAGGCAUGGGAACCAUCUUUCUAAAUUUAGUUGCUACUGUUGAAUUCUUGGGCUUAUCAAGUGGGCAAUGAAUGAAACUGUAAGUAGAAAAGGUAGCUUUCUGAACCCUUCAUUUUAGCCUGAGGAGGUUUUAUUUUAGCCCCAACCCUCCUUGGAUCAGAAAUCAAGUGAGACAUUGUCCUUACUUAAUAUCCCAUCUUCAUGCCUUUUCUUCAAGCUGACAUAUACGGCUGAAGGGAGAUCCACUAAGCUGGAGUCCAGUGACACUCAAGCAACUGAGACUUGUGAGUCUUAGCUAUAAAAGUAAGCAUGAGGCUGCCAGACUUGGGUAUGACACCCACCAUACCAACAGAGCGCAAUGGAAGGAUAAAGGUGCCAGUGAACCUUGGCUGGUAACUGCAGCAUUCUGAGCUUCUGCUCUGUCUGCUAGCAUUCCUGCUUAUUUUCUCCCUUGAGACCUUGUGUUCUUCCUACCUGGUGAGACUCAAGUGGCCAGCAUCAUGUAUUGUACCAUGUUCUACAUCCAUACACCCAGCUUGGUCGGCAGUUGUCACAAACGUAUUCCAUGUUAGUUUUCAUCUUGAUGUGUUCAUAUCUCCAUCUAAAAUCUCAGCUGCUGCUGCCUUCUCUAUAAUUAUUGAGGCACAGAGAGAUUUGUUUGCCCUAUCAUUACUAUGUGGCCCUUUCUGUUGUCUGGUGAGACCAGUGUUGCUCUAUGCUUUUCCUUUAAGUGCACUAGAUUCUAAGAAAUGUGGGUGGAUCGGUUGCUCCAUGAUUAAACAAACUGAUACAGCCCUUUGAACUCAUAGUCCCUGAAGGAUGUGUUGUGGAUGGGAAUCUUGGAGUUGGAAAUCAAAUGGUUACAUUGCUUACUCUACAAGAAAAUGGAAUCGCCAGAAACUUUUGGGUGUAAGUGAGAAGAACAAUUCUUAAUAAAACAGAUGCAGAGGUGCUCCUCCUCUCAUUCUGUCCUGGAAAUAAUUUUCACAGGUACUUGGUGCAAGAAUAUUGCACUAUGUACUAUUGUACAUAUGUGACACAUAUGCUAGCUUUGAUGCAUAUGUGUUAACUUUGCUCAGAUCGGAGGUGUGGGAGGUUUCCUAUUCAAGUGCUAUUUCUACUGGGCAAGGAAUCUCCUCUCAAUUCCAUAUUCUGAUCCAGUGGACUAGAAUGCUGAGAGAGUUUAAAAUCAGUGGCAUAGCAUUCCCCUGGAAUCCCAGGCAUCCUGUCAGUUCUCAUCAUUAUAUCCUGUGUUUCAAAGAGUCUGAAAGUGCUGACGCAUCCAUUUUCAUGAUAUUCUAAGGAUAACUGCAGACCUCAGAGCAGUAAUUCUCAAAUAGUGUGCUGAAAGUAAUUAGAGGUUCAUAUGAACUCAAAUCAACCUUCCCUGGAGAAUGCUGCCCAUGUGCUUGCAUGAGCUACAGUUUCUGACCAGGAAGCAACCUGUGAACAGUAACUCAUUCUAGAUGGGCUCCUUUGAAGGCAGUUAAUUCUUACUCUUACACUCCAAAUUUUAAUUCGGCAAACCUAGCAAGAGUUUGAGAAACACUGCCAUAGUACCUCCUGAGGGUCUGCAUAUUUGCCAUGUGUCCAAUUCCAAUGCAAUCCCUGGUCUUCAAUUCCCAAUCUUCAAUCCCUGGCUUUGAAAAUGUGGUUUGUGCUUCAGUAAGAGGAAGGUGGAGAUCUGACUGGCUGGGCUGUGUUUGAUUUUACUAAAAGUAGAAGGUGAAACUUACUUUUCAGGCAACACUUUGGAUCGAACUCAUCCUCCUGCGUUUGAGAGGCAGUUUGGAGCUUUAAAUGAACAUUAUGUUCUUCCUUCCUCAGCUUCUUGUAGGCCUGUCUGGGUGGUGGUGGUAAAAUAGCAGGCUAAAGAAUAAGGAGAUUGAUUCCAGGAACAUUUUUUUCCCCAUACUGCCCAAAACUUGCCCUGCUGUACACUUUUUGCCCCCAACUUAUCCUCUAACUCAACAUAGCUCUUUAAAAACACCAAUUUAGACAAGUCUCUUUUCUCAAGUUGGCAGCAGAAUUGGCUUCCCUUGGGCUGUUGCCCCUUGACUGGGCUCCUCAAACUCAGUUACAGCCCUGUGUGUCUUUUUCGGGCUCUUUGGUUUCUUCUUCCACAUCUGUCUCAAGGUCUCUCUCCUUCUCUACUGCCUUCUGGCCAUUCUUUGCCUCCAUUCUUUUUAAAGCUAAUUGUAUUUAAAAUGUGACUGACUUCUGAUCCUGAGUCUUUUUAAUUAAGAGAAAUGCUUCACAGAGAGGAAAUCUGACCUGACUCCCUUUCCUAUGUCUGGACUUGACAACACCUUCCAUUCCUCUGCCAAGUUAAUUUGAAUUAAAAUAUAGUUUGCAACAGCCCAUGCCCACCAGUGCUCCACUCCUUCUGUGUGUCUGCCACCUUGGUAUUUAUGUUAGCAAGAAGCUGAGCAAGUCUGAAAAGAUGAGGAUGCCUGAUUGAUAUGUAUUUCUUUGCCCUCAUGCUUUUUCAGUGCUGGUUUUGAAAACUUAAGCACAGGCCAAGCCAAAUUCUCUGUCCCUUUUCAGAGCUGCUCAGCAAUCCUGCCUCUAACAUCUGUAGCUUUCGUAUCUAACAGUUGAAUCAUCACCAUUAGGUUUGCUCUUUUUCUCCAAAGUAUACUUUAGCCUGGCUAUAUUUAAAUGAUUUAACAUAUAGACUACUUCCUUUCCAGUCUGCUCAUUACUAAUAUAUAUGGUGGUACUAACUUGGGUAGAAAACGUUUUACAUGUUUUGCUGUUUGGGCUUCCUUCUGAAAGGAAGGAACAUAGUUCAGACAUAAAAACGAAUAAAUGACAGAGCAAAGUGUGUUUUUUGCUGUGUCUUUCCUCCAAAGGCCCACACAGAAGGUGGGGUAUUGAUCAGGUAUCCUAAAGAGAUACUUUUCAUCCUAGCAGAGAGAAAAAGUAAAACUCAUCUGUUUUGUGUUGGGUUUAAAUUAAAGCAGCUUGUUGAACUAUCUAGCGUGCUCAAGGUUAUUGCAGGCUUGGUGAGUCUUGCAGGAUAUUCUCAGCAGCCCAUCGACCACCAUAAAAAAUCUACAGGUCUUGGCUAUUUCCCCAUUAAAUUAAGAGCGGUUCUGUCCAGUUGCUUGGCUGUAAAUGAUUGUUCUUUGCUUAAAUGUACACAGCUACUCAGAUGUUCAAAGCAUAGUUCUGAGGGCAAGUGGUUCAUCCUUAAUACUUUGCAAGCCCUAUGAAGUGAAUUGAUCCUGGCCAUUCUUAGUGAACAGAGGUGUAGAAACUCAGGGCUGAACAAGGGCCUAGAUCCCGGACCUAGGACUGGCUCGCCAAUUGCUUUGCUGGCUUUUAUUCCAAUAAAUUUAUAAUGAGCUCAAUGACUUGGCACCAACAUAUUCAGUGGAAGGGCUAAAAUCCUUCCAGCAUUGGGGAUUUGAUUGUUGGGCAGAUUUUGGGAUGCCUUACAGGCAAUGCUAGGUGUUGCUUUUGGCUUGUGCCAGGCAAUUAGAAUUCCUAGCGUGGCAUGGUGGCUAGACUAGUACAUUCCAAUGUGGAAGUACUCGCUCAAGUUAACACAACUGUUUAAAAUAUGGUACUCUUUGGGCAAGUAUUAACUUAAUCUGUUUGCAGGAUACUUUUAUUCUGAGCUCUUCAGAGCAGUGGUUUUCAGAUUUCCUUUCUCCAGGGCAUCCUUUCUACAUCAUUUGUCUGAGGAGAUCCAGUGUGCUAUGGAAGAUUCUAGGGUACAUACUAGGCCAGGGUGGGCUUGUGGGAACUACUCUUAUUUUUUUACUGAAACCCAGUAGUCUGCCAAUCAGAGCUCAGGUUCAGAGUAGCAGCUAGUGAGCAGUUGGAGUUUGAUACAUAAUAGUGACUCAGUGGGUGAAGCAAAUUGUCUACUACACCCUGUGAGUCAUUCACUGGGACAGCUUGCGUUGUCUGCCUCUGAGUUACAACAGAUCAGGGGUUCUGACACACUACUCUAAUACUGUCCUAGCAGAGCUGCACAAAGACAUAUUUAAAAGCAACCAGUUAAUACAUGUAUGUUGCAUUAUUAUUUAUUUGAUUUCUUACAUUCCCUUCACUAUAAGGUCCCAGUGCAGAUCACAGCAAUAUAAAAAUAUAGUAUUAAAGCCAGUUCAAACAGCUCUAGGUAAAAGAACAUAGAGGCUGAGAGAGAUUUUUAGCCAUGCCAAUGAUACUUUUACUUGCAGUUUUGCUUACUAUAGUUGUUGUUGUUGAUGAUGAUAUUAAAAUGCUGGGUGGCUUCCAACAAAUGAAAGCACAGUAAGUCAUCAAACAUUAAAAACUUUCCUAUACAUGGCUGCCUUCAGAUGUCUUCUAAAAGUUUGUUGUUUAUUAUAGUGAAAACUACUGGAAAUCAGAAAACUGCUGAUGUAAACUGUAAAUGGUUCAGAUCUACUACUAGACACCUAGCUACGUGUUUGCACAGAGAUCAUAGGCCUAUUAGGUUUCCUCAUUGCUAUUGAAGCAUGCUUUGUCUGGCUGUCCAUUGCAGGAAAGACUGGAAGUGAUGGGCAAGCUGCCUUUCAAAGUAGCUUGUCUACCAUUGUUCAUCACUUUUCGUCAGGGAAAGCUUCUGAAAAACUCCAGACCUCCCUAAACACUAAAUGAAAACCACUACUUUAGAGAGAGGAUAGGAUGCAAAUGUAACUAAUUAACAUAAACAUUUUUUGUUGUUGCCCAAUUGGAAAAGCCAAGCCUUGGAGCUUCCUUCAGGAUAAAGGAAUGCCGUCCUCCUAGAGCCAAAUGUCUUGAGGACAAAUCAUCCCACCAAGAGGCAGACAAGCAUCAGUACUGACAUUUCAACCGUUAACCUCGUUUACAUUUUCGUUUUGUGACUUUUUGGUUAGCCAGGCUGUAGCAAAGAACUGGCUCCAAAUCAUUUUGCUCGUAGCUCUGGUGGAGUCACCUGUGAGACUGGGGUGACUUCAUCAGGUGGGGAGCUGCCCCUUCAGGCAAACUGAGAGUGUGUCAUUAGUGUGAAAUGCAAGACGAACUGAGUAAAUGAGUGGUUGUUUGCAAAUAGGAGUAAAGGUGGUUGGAAACAACUGGCUGCAAGCAGAGUUGUGGCCUGCACAACUCCUUUUUCAUCCUCUUCAGUUUCACUAGAUCUGUGGCUGCUUUGUAAGUUGCAGACAUGGAUACUUGAGGGUUGCCACCAACGUACUCUGGCUCCUGCCUGCAUCUUUUCAGGGGGUUCUUGUGAAUGCUAUAAGCGGCUAUAAGCUGAUGGGUUUCACUGCCAUGUUCUAUAUCAUUAUAUAUUUAUGAGGGACCUCAUAGACAUCUAUAAGCAAUGUUUUUGCUGUAAAGAGAAAGAGCUCCUGUCCUGUUUUUAUUUCUGGCAAUACCCGUUCAUCUGUCAGUGAGUAUUGGACUGCUACACAGAGUUCCUUUCCUGAUUUUACCUGCUGCUGCAGAGCGCUAGUCAUGGCAUGUUGAAAAUUCUGCUUUACAGGUUUAUCACUUGCAUCUAGCAUUCUCUAGAUUUAAUUUUGGGUACACUAAGUGUCAAUGGGUGCUUUAGGGUUGCUUAUUGGUGAGAGUGGUUCAUUGCUUAACAUUGAUCACACGGUGGAAUUUUGCAAUCAUGAGCCAGGCUGCUAUUUCAGAGGCAAUCAAAGUCGACGUGUAACAGUAAUGCUGUAGGUGGAAAUCUUCAGAGGGCUUUGGGUCUUGCCAACAACACCCUGGUGCUGUAAACUGAAGGUUUAAUGCUUUUCCUGAUCAGUGUCACAGAGUCAUAGAAUGAUAUCGGUGGAAGUGACCCCUGAGGGUCAUCUAGUUGAACCCCCUGCAAUACAGAAAUCACAGCUAAAGAAUCCCAGACAGAUGGCCAUCCCAACUUCUGCUUAAAAACCUCCCACUCCCUCCAGCUGCCACUUUCUUCCUCCACUGCCCUUCUUUUUUUCAUGAGACAUGGGACCCCAUCAUCCUCCACUGAGCCCUCCAAGCUGCUAACUUUGGAAGCAGGACUUUCCUCCCCUGCUGAUUGCUAUGAGGGCUAAAAUCCUAAGCCAUUGCACCAAAUCUCUUGAACAUAAAGCAAUCCCAUCCAUCUUACGUUCCCCAAGAUAGCCUGUAACCUGUUCUUCCUUCCUCACCUACUCCUUGAUUUCCUCCAGGUCAUCCGGCGAGGCUGGCUGACUAUCAACAACAUUAGCAUCAUGAAAGGUGGCUCCAAGGAAUAUUGGUUCGUCCUGACGGCGGAAAGUUUGUCUUGGUACAAGGAUGAAGAGGUGGGUAAUUAUGCAUGCCAUAUUGUCGCAGUGAGAAGUCACCUGGGUGGCGCUGUAGAUACUCAGAUUGAGUCCUUGAAAUCACACACAUGGAAACAUGGGGUAUUGUCUACACCUCUAAAACUGCCCACUUACCAGCAAGGAUGCCAUGAGUCCCCACGUGCACAAGCCUUGUUCUGUUAACAACCUGACAGCAAAGUGCCUUGCAGCAGUCCAUGUUUAUGGCAUGAGCUGCUGUGGGCAAGGGUUUGUGUGGACCACGAUAAUAUAUCAAGGGUGUGAUCACAGAGACAAAGGAGGAGCUGCAAUGCAUUGUAAUGGUGGUGAGGAGGAAAAUAUUUUGUCCUUCCCUUUCUGUCCCUGUCCCUUCCUUCCCACCUGCCCAUUUGCCUCCUCUGCCCUCUUCCCCUUCCCAACUCUCUGCUAACUUUCCUCUCACCUCCUUUACCUUCUCCACUGAGCUCAGGGCAAAGGUUGGCUGAAUAGGGGGAGACUGAUGAAAAUGAAGUUAUCAUUAACUGAAGAUCAUUAAAUUAAUUAAACUGAGGAUCAUUACUUAUCAUUAUCUGGUGUAUAUGAGUUAUGUUGCCGAAAGGGCACUCAGUGGGAAGGUAUCGGCAGGCUUGGGGAUAUUCCAAAGUUAGAAGUAAAAAAAAAAAAAAAAGUAUUCAGGAAGAAACGGGGGGGGGGGGGGUCCCCAGCCCAAUGAGGACUAAGCAUGUUCAGUGGGCAGCAAAUACCAAUUGACUGGGGAAUGUGGGUGGUUGAAAUGUAGUACAGCAUUGUGAAAGAGGAUAUGACUGGCUGGCUAGAACUCUUAAAGAGGAGUGAUCCACAUUACAACAUUUGUUUCCUAUCCGUUAGGAGAACCAAUUUUGAAACAGGGAAGUGUCUUCCUUGAUGCUGGCAAUAAGUUCCAGGAGUCUUGGCUCCAAGUUUAUCACAACCAGAUUCCAUAUAGGACUGGCUUCUGUGUUAUGACUUAUGCAGAAGGGAGAAUCUCUAGCAAGUGAUCCUUUUUUUUCGUGGUGGUGGUGGUUCUACUGCCAGUUUUUCCUCCCACAUAGCUAUUUAGUGGCUGAAGAGUCUUGUUUUGUAAGAAGUGGCAACUGGAUACGCUUUCUCUGGAAUUCCCUAGCCGAACUGGAGUGCCACGGACUACAGGAAGGAAUGCUUUGCCUGCCCUUGUCCCUGCUUAGUUUUGGUGCAGGGAAAGAGGUUGUGCAUUUCAUGACUAUUUCCUUCAUCUAGGGUUGCCAUAUUUCAAAAAGUAAAAUUCCUGACACUCGCCAAGUUGUUGAACUUUUCUUAGGAAGACCCCAAAAUUCCUGACAUAUGGCAAGCCUAACUUCACCUUUCUUAGCUUUGGGGGCAGUGGGAAGCGGUAUAUUUUUUGUUGCUUUUCCAUCUACCAUCCUCCAGACACAGAUUCGGGGAAUGCUUUCCUUUCUGUUUCUUUCUACCAAUGCUAGAUCCCAAGUAAGGAAGAAGGGAGGCAUUCAAGCUUGGGGAAAACUUCCUGGUUUUCAGCAGAAGGUGGAUUUGCACAGUGCUGGUUGUCUGGCCCAUAUGUCAGUCACAAAACCACCUCCGCUAGUAAAUUAUUUGAGUUGAUAAACAUGCAGAGUGCUUUUGCAAAUAAAAACAAGGUGCCCUACCCAUUUGAGCCAUGGAAGUGGGCACAAACAGGAAGAAACACUCAGAAUUCAGAAUGGAGGCUGUUCAUUUGUCAUUAAAGAAGCAACAGAGGGAAGGGAGUCACUUCACUCAGAAAAGCCCACACCACUUCCUGUUUCAGAUACAUAUGUAUGCACAUUGAGAUGCACUCCCCCCCCCCAUCCUUGGCCCCCUCAGUUGUGUGUGCCUCACAGUUUGGUUUCUUAGAAACAAAACGCAACACUGGGUGUUGCAAGUUGGAAUUAUGCUUUUUGAACGGGAGGUGACUCGAGUAGAGAGUAGGGACCAUCCCAUAUUCCAAAGGUAUCCCCGAGUGCAUUUCUUACCUUUCCCUAGUGUCAUAUUACAGAAAGCAAAAUAGUUGCAAUUUGGGAUAUCUUGGAAGCCUCAGUAAAGCCUGCCUUCCAUCCCUGACACUGGGUGGCCUGGUCUUUGCUGGCAGGGAUAAUCCUGUGCACUCCAUCUCCAUGCCAGGUCUUUUCAAUACUUAAACUCUAUAUGUACAUAUUCCUUGCAUAUCUUGAUGACAGACCUUCCAUUUUACUUAAUAUAAACAAUGAGAGCACUAGGCAAGCCUGUAGGGAGAGAGCAUCCCAUAAUUAGGGCACUGUCAGGUACUUCUUGUGUGCAGGUGGACCCAGAGUCAGGUAAGUGACAUUGCAGGCUCUGGUGGGAGUCAAUUUAGUAGGCCAGGUUGAUGCAAAUACAGUCAUACCUCAGCUCCCAAACACCUUGGAAGUCGAAUGUUCCAGCUCCUGAACGAUCAAAAACCGGAAGUGAGUGUUGUGGUUUUUGAACUUUCUUUUGGAAGCCGAACGUCCGACGGGGCUUCUGUGGCUUCUGAUUGGCUGCAGAAGCUUCCUGCAGCCAAUCAGAAGCCACGUUUUGGAAGUCAAACGGACUUCCGGAACUGAUUCUGUCCGACUUCUGCAGUAUGACUGUAUUGGGAUUGUGGGAUCUAUAUACCAUGGGAGGCAUGAUGUUUGAGUUCAAGGAAUCUUGGACUGCAUUAUGUCAUCUUUGUAAACAACUCUCUGGCAGCUUCUUGCUGGACCCUCUUUCCAUCUUCUGUGGCCUGAGAUGAAGAAGAAGUAUCUUGCACUCUAAAGCGUAAAACAUUUAUGCUAUAUGCUUUUGUGAGCUCCAGUUCACUUCAUCAGACGCUUGAAGUGUUAUAUUGAGUUACAGGUGUAUAUACAUAUAUGAUUUAGGGGAAUUCUAUACAGGGAGGUGAGAUGGAAAUGAAAUGUAGAAAAAUACAGGCAGUGACUUAGCCGCUACCUGAGAAGAAAUGGACAAAGAGCACUUUGUUCUUUCUUCUUGCUACAAUAGAAAUGGCUACCUCUCUCCAAAUCCUCUAGAACAGAGUAGUGCAGUAGUGCAGUAGUGCAGUUAAACAAAGGUUGAUAUUUUUAAAAAUUGCUAGGUAGCUACGUUUUUGCUUUUUCUUCUGCAUCUUGGUUAUUGUAGAUUACCACUGAUGUGCCAGCUUUAAAAUUUUAUUGCUUUUGGCAAUUUGGUUAAGCAGGAGUUCUCCCCCUCACCCAGUCUAUCUGCCUUGGUGGUUUGUUUUCUUUUUCCUAACUACUGAACUCUCUGAUUUGCUUUUAAACGGUUCGCGUCCUGCUCUUGGUGCAUACAUGAGCCUUUGUAGUUAGGAAAUUCCCUGCUAGAUUGCUUGCUUCAGCUGGGGACAUAGAAACCCAAAGUAUCAUUCUGUAAUUUUUUCAAACUUCAUGUCAGCUUCAACUAUCAGCAAAUGUACUGCAACAUCCAACGUAGCUGCCCUUCUGAGUACCUAGCUGGAGAAAUGCAGACUCUGGAGGCAUGAAAGAAACAGAUAACUACCCCCCUAUUAUGAAGGAGGGAGCGUGCCUGAAAAUGUAUUUGUUUAUUUGUUGUGUGGGGGUUUUCUUAGACCUUCUGUGUCAUUGCUUGGAAAUUCAAAGUUAGAGUACUCGCCUUAUCUUCUGUGCCGUGUAAAUAGCGAACAUAUUCUACAGUCUCACAUACAGUGUUGUGCUUUCACCCACUUCCCUUUGGUCUUUCAGCCCCAAUCCUUUUCUUCUUCUUCUGCAGAUUGGGGCAGCAGUGGAGAUGGGCUCAGUGGUAUGUCCGUGUUUGGAAGCGCUAAACUUUUAAUUCUGACUGCCAGCCUCUGUGCUCUAAAGCUUAAGGAAAUAUUUGCAAAUCUUAUGCAUGUUUAACCCAAAGUAAAAGCAACAAGUGGAGCUUAACCUUCCCCUUUUGCUUGCUGGCUUGUGUGCCUUCUCGUGAUACAGAUAUUUGUCCCAAAUAGCCUCCUUCACCCAAUUUUAGGUCCCUCUCCACGUGUUCUUCAUCUCCCUUGUGACCCCACCCCUCCCAUUUGCAGUCGUCCACUGCUAACAUGUACCAAACAUGUACCAUUCAGUGGCCCAGAACUCUGGUGGUGUGCUCUGCAACAGGGCAUAAGCUGUUGUUCUGCAAGAAACAUGGGCACGGGCUGCUUCCCUUGCAUUGUGGCAUGCCGUGUCAGGAAUAGGCAUGUGAACUAAUUGGGGUCUCUGGCAUGAUAUGUGUAUGUUAGACUUAUUUUGCUGACCCAUACUUAUUUUUCCCACUCUGGGUCUCUCUUGUGGCUGUUGCUGCACUCAGGUUGGCAGCAGCCCACAUUCUCCUUUCUCUGAUUGCCACUAGAGCCUCCUGCCCCAUCAUCCCAUUGGAUCCUGAGAUAUGGCUAUGCUUUUUGUUCUCUUUCUGGGAAGAGAAGCCUUAGUCUGCCAGGUGGGCAUUUCUUUGCCUGCAGAUUGCCCUGGGGACUGACCAGUGGUGAUUCGUUAGGAGACUCUUCUGUCAUCCUGGUGUCUUGUGUCAUAUCCACCCCACCCCAUGCUGUGACACGCAGCCCAUCACAACUAACACAGACAAUUUCCUGGAACUCAAAUGAAUACUUAUAAGGAAUGCAGGUGGUUUUGUGCAGUUUAGUGGCCAUGGCCCCCAUGGUAUCAUGAGCUUUGGUGUUCCCUUGAGCUGCAGAGGAAAAGACUGGGGCUGAAAAACCAAAGGAAAGUGUGGGUGCAUGGAAGAUAAGUCAUGAGCUAGCACAAUAAGUGUGAGAGUGGGACAUAUUUACAGCUUACGUGGCGCAGAAGUUAAGGUGGGCACCUUAACUUAGAAUUUCUGUGUGUUUUGAUGCAUGAGUGAAUUUGUAAACAUUUCAACUUUUCUUUUCAAACCAGAGGUUUCUCAAUCCUGGAAAAUUAAUUAAUAGUCUGACUGCUUAGGUGUGACAUUGAUAAUAUUCAACGGUGCGUCUUCUGGAAUGAAGAUUGAUCAGUGGAACCUAUUGUGGUAUUGCCACUUAAAAAUAUGAAAGAAUUCAUUUACACAUUUUAAAUAUAAAGCAUUUUUAAUACAUUUCUUAAAUACAAGGUUUGCUUUGGCUCUCUUUUGUCAGUGUCUUAAAGAAUGCCAAUGUGAACACUGAACACUGACAGGCAAGGUAUAUAUUUAAAACAGCCAACCGUGAGUUCAGCUACAUUCAGCAAAUCUCAGCAAAAGUUGGUGCGUUUGGAUUAAACCUUCCCCCCCCAUCUUUCCUUGAGAACAAUAAACCUCAUGAGUUUCUGUAGAGCUGUCUGCAUCUUAAGGCAGACAUUACAGGGAGAAGUGUGGCGGUCUUUUGUUUUGGUGCCCAUACUUAGCUUUUGUUUAACUGCAACUAGUGUACACGCAGUCUUUAGAAAUGGAUUCUCGUUUGGAAGCAAGUCAGUACUUCCACCCCUGCAAUUUUGUUCUUUUCUGCUAUUGCAUCCUACCCUUGGAGAAUACUUCAAGUUUUAAAGACUGCUUGCCUGGUAGAACUUGGUGCUUUUGAAUACCUGGUGGCAGCAGGCUCAGUUUAACUACUGCAGUACAAAACAGACAUGUAUUUCUUGAGCCAUUUUGUUCCCCUGCCAAGGUAUUCUUUUGUGCUCACAGUCCACAGCCACCCACGCCUCAAAGCUAGCCAGACCCAUAUCUCAUUUAACUUCCAAGCAAGGCUGCAGGCAGAUAUUACCUUCAACAGGGGUGCUGCACAAGCAGAGGCUGUUUCCCUAAAAUAAAAAGUAAAACAGGUUGAGCAAACAAAAAUAAUAAUAUUUUUUUUAAAAAAACCUCUUCCAAAUCACUGACAAACCAUUUACUGGGUGAGAAGCCUCUCUGGGAGAGUUCUUGUCUGGAAGGUGACAACCGGCAGGCCCAGCAUGAACAAAGCUCUCCAGCAGAGACAAAGCCUGGGAAACUAAACUGCUCGUUGAAUUUAUAUCUGUCCACUUCCCUAGAAAAUUCAUCUUUAAAGCACACAUUCCUGAAGUAAGCAGGGGAUUAAGAAAUUUGUUUAGUUAUCAACGCAAGCUACGUUUAAAGCCCAACUCUCAAGUCAUCCUGUCUUGUGACUGUCGAAGGAGGGCAUAAACCCUUUAUGCACGAUUAGCCAGCUUCUUUAUAGGUCUGGAAUCUCAGUAGCAGCAAAACUCAGAAUAAAGUCGCUUCCCCAAAGCAGAAGCUUACCUGAACAGCCAACACCCCUGAAGUGAUGCUUAUCCAAACCCAGUCUAACCAAUGUGCAGACUACUGUACACCUUUAUAGCUUCCUGAACAGGUAGUCUGAACACUGGGCAGGCGGGGCUGGAAUCCAGAAGCUUCUCUUCCAUGUAAUCCCGUUUUGUUCUCCUUUUGUAGGGUUUGUUAAGUAGAGCAGUUCCAGGGGAAAAAACCUACUUUGUCUCCUCUGACGUGGCAAAGUCUGCGGCUGAAUCCAGUCUGGAAAAUGGUUGGGGCUGUUCAGGAAAUCAUAGAGGGGGGGCGGGUGUGAGGUUUGUGGCCUCUGUAUAAAGGAAAACGUCACUUUUGGGAUUCUGCGUGUGCAUGGAGGGAGGGAGGCAGGCAGGCAGGCAGGCAGCAUCUGGAGCUAUAAACAAUUCCAGAUGUGGGGUUUUUGCAGAGAGGCUGCUCUGUGUGACUCAUAUGGGGGCCCCUCACCAGUGCUAGCCUGCAACUUGUUAAAGAAAGCAGGGUUCUACAGCAAAAAGAUUGAGGGAGCCUGCUUUUUGCUUUUUCAAGUCUUCCUUCCCAAAGUCCUGUAUGGUGGAUGUGGGGUUGCAAUAGAUUUCCACUGGCAAAGCCCUGUCCUUUUUCUAGUAAAUGUUUGAACUACAGAACUCUAACAUUUAUACACUCAAAACAAGCAAGAACUGAUUGCAGUAAGUGGCAGUAGCAAGAGCCUUAUAAAAAAGAGACUAGCUCUGACUUUUAAAUAACAUCUCUAAUGUUAUUUAAUGAUGGAAUGAAGCAUGCUGGGUUAACAUACUUGUGGAUGGAAUCCCUUAUUAAGGGUUUAUAUGAGCACAGUGUGUGAACUUUGAACCAGACUCUUUAGGCCUCAAUUAGAAGCUUGAAGCCUGGUGUGGGCAUGCCAAAUCUAAAACAGUUUACAUUUAAUCAUCAUUUUGGAUGUCAGCAAAUAUUGUAAGAUCAGAUUUUCUUACUGGACUAUUGAAUGCCAGAACAAACCAACAUGUAUGACGUUUUGGGCUUUUCACCCUUCUUUAUCCUCAUAGGAAAAGGAGAAGAAAUACAUGCUCCCUCUGGACAACCUAAAAAUUAGAGAUGUGGAAAAAGGCUUCAUGUCCAACAAGCACGUCUUUGGUAUCUUUAACACAGAACAAAGGUAAGAGAAGUAUGUCUCAGUGCUUUCUGAUUCAUGAGAAGCCAUUUUAGGACCUUAGACUGAAUUCAAAUCUGGUAAAAUUGCUGUGCUGAUCUGUCCUAAACCCCUAGCCUGCCUGGCCGCAAGUCAGUAUGUCAAGUCUGAAGUUCAAUCCAUGCAAGGAAAGUCUGAGGUCCAAAGGUUAAGAAACACAGUCCAGGGUCAAUCCAAGUAGGCCAAGUCUGAAGUCCAGCAGUCAAGAUACAGUCCAGGGUCAAACCCAAAGCUCGGUUCAGGAGCAUCCAAGCCAAGGUCUACCAAAAUAGGCAGUUGAGCAGACACAGCACCUCAGUUCUGCUUCCCUUUUGUUCUUUGCAUGCUGAUUGCAGCUUGAUGAGGCAUGUGAUCCUCACCUGUUCUAAGCCUUCUCCAGCUGAGGAAUCACACACCUCCUCCCAGAGCUAGCGAGCCUCACCUGGCCAGCUAGUGAGCUGGGCUGUGAGCCCUUGGCUGCCUCAGCCUUCUAGAGUGCCCCUCCUACUGCUCCCUAUGCCUCAGAGCCCGUCAUGUUCAGGGAAACAGGGGUCCCUCUGACUCUGGUAAUGGGUCCUGCUGCUCUGGUUUCUGUGCACUGACCCCCAUCCCCUUGCCAUCCUUCGUCACUCUAUGAGUACUUUCUUCCCCAUCCCCUGCUUGCCCUGGUGUGUCGCAGUCCUAGCUACACCCCUCACUGGGAUCCUCUUCCUCCUCCCCAUCAUCUUGCCAGUUCAUGACAUGAUCUCACAGAAGGAGAGAGACUUUGUAUGUUUCUUAAAACACUCUCUCUCUCUCUGACACACAUGAGAAGUGUGCUGCGUGUUCUGUCCAGGCUUAGCAAGUCCUGAGGUCACAUGUACACCAGAGGUUGAUGGUACUUGGAUGAAUUGCUUGUUACACACGUCCUAUUCAGAAAGACUUAAUCUUGACACAGAAAGUAUUGACUGACACUUUCUGCACUGUUGUCAGUUAUCUUUAAUGUCUUUGCUCAUUGCCUGCUAAGUAUUCAAGCUUAAAGAGUUUGACUUUACUCUCCUGUUCACAUUAUGUGAUGGGGUUGGAGCUGCCUGAGCUAGGAUUUUUCAAGGGAGUGGAUCGCAGUGGAAAGACUUGGCUCUUUAAAAGACGAUAUUGUAAAGUAUCUUUCUUGUCUUGGCUCAGUAUGUAAUUCGCCAAAAAAUCUCCUUAAGAAAAGAUAUGGCAGGCAUCUCUUACUAGGUCCAGCAGAAAGGUAAACCAAGGGAGGUGAGGAGUAGCAAAAUGAUGAAGGUCUUGAGCACAGUUAGAGAAUCCUGGGCCCACAGACAACAAUAGGCCUGUUGGGCCUCCUAAUUUGACCGGCAAGGCUGUUUCUUCCUAGGCACACCCACCUGCCACUCACCUGGUGUCACGUGUGGGAUAGUAAAGUCAUGCUUGCAAAGGAAUAGGCAGUCUUAGAAUGCCCUCUUGAGUGUUCUGUUUUCAAGCACAGCAUGCAUGUGGUGCUGCUGAAACUUGGUGCUGCCCACAGUUUUGGCCAGGGCUCAGAAUUGCAACUGUCAAAUGUCACUAGCAGAGGAUUGGCCACAAUUGCAUCUGGCCUGCUAGCCAAAGUGGUUCCCCAUGUCUGCUUCGGAGUGCAUGCCAAGGCAUUUAAGUGGAAGCCAAAAGCCAAUGGAAACCAUACUUCACUCAGUACAUGCAACUGUUAUGGGCACCAUUUGGCUAAGUAGAGUAGCACUCUAUUCCAUCUGUUUGGUCUUCCUACAGUCUCACAUUCUACUGUGGCAAUAGAGAUUAGAACUUCAAAGUACUUAGAAAAUAAAGGAAUAUAUAUAUAACACCUUCCUAUUACAAGAUUCCUGUUGCUUGAUGUGGACUUUCUUUCACUAACCCAAUGACAUUUGUUCUUCUUCCACUCCUCUCUUUUCUCCUGCUCCCCUAAACUAGGAAUGUGUACAAAGACCUGCGUCAGAUUGAGCUUGCGUGUGACUCCCAGGAAGACGUGGACAGCUGGAAGGCCUCCUUCCUCCGUGCUGGUGUUUACCCUGAGAAAGACCAAGUAAACAUUUUUUUCCCUCAGUCCUUCAGCAGGAAGAGGGGGGUGGGUGGGUGUGCUGAAGGCCCAGUAGUGGUACUGUUGUACCAAGGAUCUCCUAGCAGCUGCUGUUGCCUCUGGCUGGGAGCUGCUCUUGCCAAUUAGAGGUUCCAUCAAGUUGGGCACCGUACCUUUGACUGGGGGUAGUUUGCUGUCCAAAAUCUUGGUAGGAUUUCCUUAGAAAGAGAGAAAGUUUGUAGAAACUUCAGCUGUCUUCCACCCAUACCCACCUCCUGAAGUUGUGUGGAUAAGGCAGUGCCAUUCUAGAUGUGGAAAGUAGUAUCUAUGUAAGAGCUGUGAAGGAUUCAAGAGGAUGAGCCCAAAACCCAAUGAACAAAGCAGGAAUCCCUUUGUGCUUCUCCCAAAGCUAUACAGGAAACGGUCAUCUCCAAAGACUUGUGAGGGAAGCUGGGCAUGCUCAGCCUAGGAAGAGAAAGCUGAGGCAAAGCACAAAUCUUGAGGUUCUGGGUCAGGUGUGCAAGAGGCUGCUGUGAUUUUAGCUGUAUCAGCAAGAGCAAACCAUAAUAGUAUACAGUGCAAGAAUUAAACCCAAUAAUAAGGAAAUAAUUGUUCAUUGCCAGCGGAGGGUAGGGAGAGAACACUUCAAAUUCUCAUUAAAAUGCCAGUCAGCUCAUAAGCACUGCAGAUCUGGGUUAGUCCAAACUAAACCCAUGCUAUGAUUGCUGGAAUAUUUGGGAAAGCAGAGAUCAAAUAAUGAACUGGUACUCUCCCUGUGCUGAUUCUUCCAUAGGUCACCUAAUGCUAUCCAAUUUUCUUCUGUGCAGGUGGAGAAUGAAGAGGGAUCCCAGGAAAACACCUUUUCCAUGGAUCCUCAGCUGGAGCGCCAAGUGGAAACUAUCCGCAAUCUUGUUGAUUCAUAUGUUGGGAUCAUCAACAAGUCGAUCCGGGAUCUUAUGCCAAAGACAAUAAUGCACCUAAUGAUAAACAAUGUGAGUGGUAGUUGGAUAUUUAUUUGUUUAUUGUCAGGGGCUAAGCAGACAUUGUUCCACCACUCUGCUGAUGCACCAUUAUUAUUAUUAUUUUUAUUUUAUUUUAUUUUAUUUUAUUUUAUUUUAUUUUAUUUUAUUUUGCAAACUUAAAGAAUGUAAGGGGAAGAAGAAUUGUUUAAAAAAUAAAAUUAUAAAUAUAAAGUAAAAAUAAUACUGAUAGUAACACAAAAACACCAUCAGGUGACAUAAUGGAUAAAUUUGCCAGCAGUGCAUGCAUCUUAAGUUAAACAUAUAAAUUAAUAUAAGCCCUCUAGAUGUCCAAAAUAGGUAUCCACAUAAUAUUGACAUCUAUAUGAAAUAUCUUCGUAUAGAUGUCAAUUUUAUGUGGAUACCUAUGGUCAGUGUAGUGAGGUCCUCAGACCAUUGUGUAAUAAACGGUGGGAAUUUAUCCUUCCAGGCUGAAUCUUAACUCUCUUAGCAAACAUUAGGGCAGGCAUAGGCAAACUCCAGCCCUCCAGAUGUUUGGGACUACAAUCCCCAUAAUCCCUAGCUAACAGGACCAGUGGUCAGGGAUGAUGGGAAUUGUAGUCCCAAACAUCUGGAGGGCCGGAGUUUGCCUAUGCCUGCAUUAGGGCUUUCAAAGUCCACUUGCCCUGCUGUUAAUCCCCAUGCUAUAACACUUUAAGAAGCUGUUCUCGGCAGUAUACCUCCAACAUCUGUCAAUAUUAGACAAUGCUUUCCCAUAAAAACAUUGUGGAGUCCAGUACAGCAGUGGCAGAGGCAAGAGUGUCUCCCCCCCCCACACACUGCAGGUAAAACUCAUGACCAGGGUUAAGAAACUAGUCUGGCUCAUGGUCUUACUCCAGCCUGAAUAUACCAUUUCCAGCCCCGUCACAUUUGGACAGUGUCACCUCUUCUUUGUGCUUUCCUUCCACUACCCUCACAGACCAAGGAUUUCAUCCACUCGGAGCUGCUGGCCUACCUGUACUCCUCCGCAGACCAAAACAGCUUGAUGGAGGAGUCUGCAGACCAGGCGCAGCGCAGGGACGACAUGCUGCGAAUGUACCACGCCCUGAAGGAGGCCUUGAACAUAAUUGGAGACAUUAGUACCAGCACCAUUUCCACACCGGUUCCUCCUCCUGUGGAUGACACAUGGCUGCAGUCAGGAAGUAGUGGGCAUAGGUGAGUUGGGGUGGUGGGUUAUCUGCUUCUGGUGUGCUUUAUUUUUUUGUUAGGCACAUGGGAUGGAAGCAUAGAAACCAGCAAGGCCAGAAGUUUCAAGUGACCUACUGCCAGAACUCCAGGAAGAGCCCAAGCACCUGUAUUUGGCCCACCUACGAUGUGAUUUCAAUACUUAACGACAAACUUGAACCUUGAUCUAUGCUUGUUGGUAGCCUUAAAUCUUCAGUUGUCAUUCUGCAGGGUCUUCAUAUAACAUUGUUUGGUUCUGGGGUUGGUUGUACAAAAUAACUCUUGUACAGAACGUGAAGCAGACAGUUCAUACUUUAGCGUAUGGGGUUUGGGGUUGAACCUGAUUGCAUUGGCUUCACUUUGCUGUCUUGAACGACACUAACUUACCUUCCCUGUCCUGGUGGUUUCUUUUUCUCUCUUUGGCAGCCCAACACCACAGCGCAGGCCUGCUUCGACUGUGUUGCCACCAGGGAGACCGCCAGCGGUGAGGGGCCCUAUGCCAGGCCCCCCCUUGAUCCCAAUGCCAGCCGCAGGCCCUUCCUCUUUUGUGGCACCGCCCAUUCCGUCACGCCCUGGACCGCAAGGUGCAUUUGUUGCUAAUAAUGACCCUUUCUCAGCUCCUCCUCUGAUUCCUUCACGACCAGCACGUGUUCCACCCGGCAUCCCUCCAGGUGUGCCCAGGUAAGGCAUCCUUCAGGUUCUCCUCUCUUUGCUGCUAGAGCAGAUACUAUAGCAGCAGCUCUAGAGCUGGGAUGAUGAACCUGUUGCUGCCCAGUUGUUGGGCUCUAGAUCCCAUCAUCCCUGAUCAUUGCCAUGAAGGCAGGGACUGAUGGGAACCGGAGUCCAGCAGCGUCUGGACUCUAGAGCUUAUGAGUCUUAAUUUCUUUAACCCUGUAUAACAAUUUCUCUAUUAUCAAAUUGAAUGGGAGAAUUCAGACCUGAAAACUGGAACAUGGACCAUGCAAUACGUUAGCGUGGUACAAGUGCCUUAAAACAACUGCCUUAGAACAAAGGAAAUCUAUGAAAGCACGAUCAGGUGUAACCUUUCCCUUCAGGGCCAAAGAGCUGCUUCUGCAUUUUUCUCUCACCUUUUUUAUUAUAUGCUUUAUUGAGUUUAAAAAGAAGUAACAAACAGAAGGGUUAUCCAGAAUAGAGAAAUAAAAAUGGUAAUAUUUGUUACAUCACAUCACCUUACGUUCUUCUUGAGUUUCUAGCAACUUCCCAUCACCCCAUUAUGUAUCUACCACUUACUCUAUCUAGCACACUGUUUAUUUUUGUUUCCUUUUGUUAAAUUUCAUCAGUAUAAUAUUCUCUUAAAAUUAUCCAUCAUACUACAGAAGUCAUUCUAGACCUGCCACUGGCAUCAUGUUAUUACAGUAAUCCUUGAUAUAUUUUUUAUACAUGUCCCAUUUCCUAGUAAAUGUUUGUUCAGUAUGACCUCUCAGUUUUUCUGUCAUUUUUGCCAGCUCGGCGUAUUCCAACAGUUUACUUUGCCACUCCAGCUUUGACGAAUUUUCUAUCCUUUCCAAUUCAUAAUGAUUAAUAUUCUUGCAGCUACCGUGGCAUACAAGAAUAUAUCUCUUGCAUUUUUAGGGAUGUCUGAGCCUAGUAUCCCCAGGAGGAAAGCCUCCAGGUUUUUUUUAUGAAAAAUCAUUCUUUUGAGCUCAUCAUAAAUUACCUCCCCAAAUUCCUUUAUUCUCUUACAUGUCCCUCACAUAGGUAACAUUGAGCCUUCCACUUCCCCACAUCUCCAGCAUUUACUUGACAUGUCCUUAUACAUUUUAGAUAGUUUUAGUGGUGUCAAAUACCAGCGGAAUUGCAUCUUCAUAAAAUUAUUUUUCAAGGUGUAGCAUGCGGUGGUUUCAUGUUAACCUUCCAUAGAUUUUCCCAGGCACUCAUUGGGAUGCUAUAGCCAAAAACUUGGGCCCACUUGACCAUUACAGAUUUUACCUCCUCCUCCAUGAGGAGAGAGUUUUCACUUUAGAGUUAAUCAGUUCUUUUUCUAAUCUGGAGGGUUCUGUCGCAAAGCCAUUCCUUUUGUCUAAUUUGAAGUUUUUUAGUUUCAACUGGUUUUCUUCCUCUUUUAAUAAUACUUUGUAUAUUGGCCAAUUCCCUUUCAUAUUUUUUUCUUCACUGCUAAUGCUUCAAAGGGAGAUAUCCACCACGGAGUUCGAUCUUUGUAUUUUGCCCAAACCUUUGCCCAGAUCUUUGUAUUUUGCCCAAACCAUGUAGAGAAAUUUCCAUAUAAUAUGAUUUAAUUUUUUUGUUGAUCUUAACUUUAUCAUAACCUACGUAGGCAUGCCAGCCAUACCAGUUGUCAUGUCCUUCCAGGCCUAGAAGGCCUGUGUGCUGUAGUAUACACCAUUCCCUGAUCCAGGAGAGAUAGGCUGCCUUGUAAUAUAAUUUCAAAAUCUGGCAGGGGAAAUCCCCCUCUUUCUUUGAUAUCAAUUAACAGUUUAUGUGUAAUCCUGGGCUUUUCCCCCUGCCAAAUAUGUAGAGAUGUCUUCAUUGCAAGUUUUUGAGGCAGCCUGUCACUCCAAUCCCAGGGAUUGUCUGAAAUAGGAAAAGCAUUUUUGGUAAGACAUUCAUUUUAAUGGUGGAUAUUCUCCCCCCAAAAGAUAAAUUUAAUCUGCUCCAUAUUUUUAAAUUUCUUUUAAUUUCAAUCCAGGUUUUAGCAUAAUUAUCUUAGAAUAAAUUGAUGUUUUUUGGCGUAAUCCAUAUUAUUGACCAAGAGCUUUGUUUUGGAACGGUUUAAUUUGAAUCCCACUACCUGCCCAAAGUUCUUAUUUAUUUCUAAUACCUUUAAUAAACUUCCUUUUGUAUUCUCUGUCAUAAUAAUAAGAUCAUCGGCAAACGCCUUUCGUUUAUAAGCUUUCUCUCCUAGUGUUAUUUCUUUUAUGUUUUUGUCUUCCCUUAUUUUUUUAUUCAACAGUUCCAUUACCAAAAUUAAUAUUAGCGGGGAUAGCGGACAUCCUUGCCUUGUCCCUUUUCUUAUUACACAAUCUUCUGUAAUGUUGCCAUUGAUGAUGAUCUUGGCCCAUUGAUCAGAGUAUAUAGCCUCUAUUCCUUUACAAAACUGUUCACCGAACUCCAUUUGUUGCAUCAUUCUUUUCAUAAAUCUCCACGAGAUGUUGUCAAAGGCUUUCUCUGCAUCCACCAGCAUUAUUACUGCUGGUUUGUCAAUUCUGAUUUCUAAAUAUUCCAACACGUUAAUGAUAUUUCUGAUGUUAUUUUGCACUAGGCGUCCAGGGAGAAAGCCGGCCUGGUCCUCGUGAAUGAUGUCUUUAAGAAUCGUCUUUAAUCUUUUUGAAAGUAUGUCGGCAAAUAAUUUAUAAUCAUUAUUUAAAAGGGAUAUUGGCCGAUAAUUUGAAACAAUUGUUAAAUCAGUUCCCUGCUUGGGAAUUAAGGUUAUAAAGCUUUCUGUCCAUGAUUCCGGUAGUUUCCCAGUCUUUACUAUGUCAUUCAUUGUGUCCUUCAGUGGUUCAAAUAGCGGCUAUUCUAGCUUUUUAUAAUAAUUUGCGGAUAGGCCAUCCAGGUCCGGGGCCUUCCCUGAUUUUGCUUUAUUGAUUGCCUGUUGAACUUCCAGUGCAGAAAUAGGAGAAUGUAAGAGACUGAGUCUCUCCUUUGAGAUCUUUGAUAAAUUGUUCUGCCCUAAGUAUUCUUCGAUUUUAUCAUGAUUUUCUGUUCCUUCCCUGUAUAGUUCUCCAUAAAAAAUUACAAAGCUUCUAUUAAUUUCCUUUGGGUCGUCAGUUAUCUUUUCUCCAAUUUUAAUUUUAUUUGUUAUCCUGUCAUUCUGGUUGUUUUUAACUGCCAAGCUAAGAGUUUGCCAGGUUUAUUUGCAAAUUCAAAGUUUCUAUGUUUUCAUAUCUUAAUUUUUCAUUCAAUCUCUUGGUUAAUAAUCAUUGAAAAUUGUGUCUGGUGCAUUUUAAUAUUCUCUGGUUUCACCUCAGAUCAUAUAAAUCUUUCACCCUUUUUUCCUCUCCUUUGGUGCUCAAGAGUCGCCAUGUUUCUUGAAACUGCAUAUUCUUCCUUGAGUGGAAUUUCUUUUCUUUCACUGUUGCAGGCUUUGCAGAGGAGGAAGCAUUCUCCAUUUCGAAGCUCGUAUGAGAUUUAGUGGAGUGUAUUAUGGGAAUAUGUCUAGUUUUGAAUUAGAGACUCAAGACAGCAGUGCUAGCAAGCAGACUGGUUUCUGUAGCCAGUGCUGUGUUUAUUUCUCAAAACAACAGAAAAGAAGCAGAAUUUAGCUGCUUGAGAAUUUCAAGUUUCAUCUUGAAACUGCUAGCUCUUACGACUUCAGAGAUGUGUGUGUGUGUGUGUGUGUGUAAAAAAUAAAGAGGAAAGAAGGAGGAAAGCCUUGUAGCCACCUGUGUAGCCAGCCACCUCCACAAAUUUAUCAGAAGCAGGAUAAACUAAUCUACACACUUUGCAGAAGUUAGUGUUUCUUGUUGCAGAAUUUGGUUUAUCUUCACACAGGAUUUUUAAAUAUAGAAAUAGAUUACACCCUGAACAUUUUAUUAUAUCAGUAUAUUGGGCAGUCUCAACAUCAUAUGGUGUUGGGGGGGGGGGCAGGGACAGACAGAAUACAGUGCCCUGGUACUAGUCAUUGUGUUAUUGAGCUGGCUUGCACUCUGAAGGAGCUGUACAAUCCAGUCUCUCGCAUACCCUGCAUAAUGUUCACCCAGAACCACACCUACAGAGUCAAGCAAAUUGGAUUUUGGUGUCCAUCCAAGUCACCCCUACUAGUCAUACCAAAGGCAGACUUUUUUUUCCAGACAGGUGAAAUAUUGGGAGGUUGAGUGGUUCUCCGCUAUCUAAAGAACAGUGAUAAAUGAUGGCUUCUACCACUUCUAUUUGUUGGCUAAAUGUGCCACAAAAUGUACUAUUUCUGGGCAUAGAAAUGCCCACUCCACUAUCCCACUUAAGCUGGGCAUGAGAGUUGUGGGCAUUAGCUUCACUUAACAAUAUUUCACAGUGAUGUCUGUCCAGUUCUUCCUUUUCCGGUAUUCAUUUCUCUCCAUCUGUUUUGUUCUCUCUACAGCAGAAGACCCCCUGCAGCACCGAACCGGCCCACGAUUAUCAGGCCUGCUGAGCCCUCCUUAUUAGAUUAACUACAACCACUACCAGGGAGAGCUGUUGCUUGUUAACUAUAUUGUGGAGAGAACUCAUGCCUAAUCUCUUGUGUAAAAGAGCUCUUUGCAAUUGUGAUGAACUGUAGCCAAGGCCCGUUUCCCGCUUCCUUCCUGUCUCCUUCCCUCCAGUAGCAGCCACCAUGGGAUGGGUGCUGUGGGUUGAUUACUUGUAAAUAGCUCUGAGAGGCCAAGCAUUCCUUGUAGUAGUUCCCUCUCUGUCCUUGGGUCUUGGCUGGGGAGGGAUUUGGUGACCUGAAUCUUCUCUGGAAAAUUGCAGGGGAGGGGUAGUUUCUUCACCCUCCUCUUGGUGGCCACACCAGACCCAUUCCACAUGGGAACAUGGAGUAUUCUGUUUUGUGGAGUUGUUUUGCACUUUGUUGAAAAUACAGAAAGGAUCCCCUAGUUGAGGGAUUGGCAAGGGAUUGCCUGUGAAUGUGUGAAAGUGGCGAGUUUGCAUUUCCACCAACACUUGUGCAUUCAACACGUAGAAUCUCCCUUCGCCAUUCACAUUAAUUGGGUUUGUCCAACUCCUCAACCUCCCCACCCGGCUAUGGAUUUAUUUGUAUUAUAAUAUAUAUAUAUAUAAUCUCCCCCCCCCCCCCCACUUUGAUUGCCUUUCCUUUCUCCCUAUAAAUUUCAAUGCAAGAUUUGAUCAGUUUAUUUCCAUUUUAUAACUUUGAAAGGGGUAAAAACCAAAACAAAAUGAUGGGACUGCAGAUAGCAAAUUGCUUAUAAAUUCAGUUCACUGAACUAGAGCAAGAUUUUGCCAAGCAGAAUAAUUGGAAAGAAGGUGGCACUGGGUUGCUUUUAAACCUCAGGUAUACAGUUGAUUUGAAUGCCCUGCCACUCUCUGCACAACCAGUGUUCAUGCUUAAACAGAGGCAGCUCAGCUGUAACCUAGAUAAGCAUGAUUGUUGGUCCCUCCUAUUUUACACCAGGAAGGCAUUCUUGUGGCAGGAGUCACUUGGAGCUGUAAUACCAACUGGCUGUUCCCCGACUGGCUAUGACCAUUUGUUACCUGCCCAGUCCAUAUGGAGAAGUGCGUGUGUGUGUGUACCAGGGUUUCGAAGUGUUUUAUCAGGAUUGUGAUCCUCUGCACGGAUUGUGGUCUCUGUUGGAAAGCCUUCCCCUCCCUAAUCAGAAGAGGGACUUUGUCCCGUGAAAGAAAUGCCCAGUGCUUGAGAUCAGCUGUCCUGCAGCUUACCUCUGUGCCUCUAGGCUGAGGCAGAUUCUUCAUGGCAAACUGUGUCCAUAAUCUUACGACACUUGUGCCACAAGGUCCCACAGAAGCUUCUGUUAGCAUCUGUGGUGUUUCGGAGUGGGGCGUUUGUGUGUUUGGGUUGGCUGCUCCACCUGUAGAGCCUUGGAGUUUGGAGUAACACUGGAGCCUUCUCAACAGCAGUAGUAAAGCACUCUGCCCUCCCUGGGCUGUGGUUGUAUAUAUUUCUUACGAAAGACAGACUGUAUUAAUACUUGUAUAAAUUCUAGAUUUUUUAAAAAGAGAAAUCAUCAGUUAAGCCCAGCCCUCAUUAUACAAGGCUAUCAGGGAUACCUCAGCCCUUCCUGAGAUAAGAUAAAAGGAACAGCCACACAUACACCACCUGCCUUAAAUGUUUCUUCCCUUUCUGCCUACCUGCAGCAGUAGUUCCUUGCUUCGUGUCCUGGAGGAUAUGACACUUCCAUAGACGGUGCUAAUUUUGUGCCUUUACUGCUUGAAUUACAUGCUGACUGCCCUAAUAACCAGUGUUGCCUUCCUAUAAAUGUCCCUCUACUUCCAACGUCACUAUCAUGGACUUUUGACCCUCUCUUGCAGUGCAUUUCAUAACCUCGUGCCACCUACUGCCCACUGGUCACUUCUCCGAAAGCUGGCAUUUGCUUGGUAGCAUGGACCUCUACUUUUAAUUCAUUGUGUUCAUAUUUGCUUCCUCUUGACUCUUCCUGUUACCAUGUGUGAAGGGGCUGUGGGACCUUCUCUCCCUCUUCUUUAGAUGGAAAAAAAAGAUCCCAACAGUUUGAGAUAAGUGCCUCCAUUAUGUAUCCUAUUAAUAAACUAAAAUAAAGGGAAAUUUUGCUGGUGGAAAAUCUCUGGCAGCCAGUGG
This is a messenger RNA of Podarcis lilfordi (Lilford's wall lizard), 59453 nucleotides long. The record is from the annotation of a GenBank genome assembly. Lineage: Eukaryota; Metazoa; Chordata; Lepidosauria; Squamata; Lacertidae.